Xyrichtys novacula (pearly razorfish) is the source of this 65034-nucleotide messenger RNA. NCBI's taxonomy places the organism in Eukaryota, Metazoa, Chordata, Actinopteri, Labriformes, Labridae. The record is from the annotation of a GenBank genome assembly.
GCCACGUCUCGCUGAAUGUCGUCACCCUCCUUAUCGCUCUCAUAAACACACACACACACACACACAAAGAGAGAGAGAGAGAGAGAGAGUCCGAUUAGCUGAUCUGCAUACCAACGCCACCUUGUUUUUUUUCCUUUGUGUGGCUGUAGUGGGGCUUCUUAAAAUCGUAUCUGAUCUCUAACUCGUAUCUGUUGUUUUUGCCGCCCUGAAUAAGCAGCUGGCUGAUGUUCGCUGUUUCCUGGUUUCAGCCAUUUUGGAUUUUGACUGAGCCGGCUGUAGUUGUGUGAGCGGUGUAAGCUAACCUACGCUCCCUUCACCUCAGAAACAGCGCUGGUCUGAUCUACAGACUAGAAAAGAGACCCUUGACGAGAGAGGAUACCCCUUACACAAGUGAACAAUGAAUCCUGAAUAGUAAGUAUCACUUUUUAAAACGUCUUAGGACACUUUGGAGCACUGUGGAGCUUAGCAUGUAGCAGUGCCAGACAGUUUAAAGUUAGCAGAGGGCUAAGCUAGCGGCUAACAUCAGCUGACCUGAGUGUGUCCACCCAGAAUACAGAGAGACUGGACUUUAUUGAACAAGGGAACGGCCUUCUACACAAAACUACCAACAGACGUUUUUAACAAAUGUCGCAUUGUGAUCAGAUUACCGGCACCGUUACAAAGCUGUUAAAGCAGCGGAUUACUUGCGCCGCACUGAUAGGUGUGUUUUUAAAUUCACCACAAAGGUUUGAGGUUAGUUCGGUAAAUGUCUCUGCAGCCUGUCAUCUGUGUCUAGUACAGGGUUUCAUUACGAAUUAAGACCCGAUGGAUAGAUUUAAUAUAGAGAUGAUUUAACAUUAGUCUAGGUUAUUUUAUACCCUGAUCAUCGAUAUAAACACCCGAGUCCAGAAAACAAGUUCAACUUGAUAUCAAUGACUUUAGUUCCUAAUGGGAUGGGCUUACAUUUCUAUUAAUUCACUACCACCAGCUCAUAGAUAGUGACAGGCACUCAACCACCUGCUGUUUACCUUUAUCUAAUUGGUGUUAUGCUGUACCUGGUCUUAAGCAUGACUCAGUUUUUGGUCAUAUGGUCUGAUGGAGGUGAGACCGCCUCUUAGUCAUGUGUAGGUCACAUGCCACGGGACAAGCCCUCGAUUUCACCACAGUAGCGUUAAGUAACGCAUCACUUGAGCCUUUUCUUGUCUCUAUUUAGUCAUUAAUGUUCCAGAUGGCAGGUCCAGUAGAGCAUAUAAAAUCUUGUUUAUCAUGUCAGGAUGAUAGACAGUGUACUUAUGUUAUACUCCCCUUCGCAGACUGCCUGAUCUUCUAUUAAUGUUCCACUCAUUUUGAAAAAGCUAGGUACACAUGUGAAAUGCCCAGGCUGUGGCAAUUAAUAAAAGUCUGGGUCAACAGAAGAGUUGAGGUAUUUUUGGAUUAUAUCAUGGUUUAGAGUUUAAUGAUGUGUGCUUAUCCAAGCAGCAAGAGUUGGGAUGCAGCAAGCAAUUGUGGGUCAGCAAGAAUUUCUAAAUUCCACCACUUGAUUCAACAGUGGCAUGCUUUGGGAUUUUUUCUUUGCAUUACCAUUAUUGGUGGACAACAGCUUGCAGGAUGGUGGUAAAUUGAAAUUGCAAGUUAUUGUUGUAUUGAGUGGGAUACACAGUUGUCUCUUCAUCCAAGUUGGCCUUCCUUUUUUUUUAAUCUAUGGCUUUGGUCAUCAUUUGGUGGUUUAGUGGAGCGGGAAUAUGAGAUAAUAGUGCAAAUGGUGAUACAACCAUGAAAUUUGGUACAUAUAUCCUUUAUACCACAACUAAUCAUAAUAUAACCUCUGGCCACCUGGGCGGCGCCAUUUUUCAAGAUGGCUGCCAGCUUUUAGAAAUAGCUGUCACCAGGUCAACGUUUUAGACUCUAUCACUCUGCUGCAGCUAUAGAUCUUACAUUUACCCUACCUUUGAAAUAAUAAUAAUAAAUAAUAAUGCAUCAGAUUUCAUAUAGCGCUUUAUCAGAGACCCUCAAAGCGCUUUUACAUUGGAUACAUCAUUCAUUCGCUCACACAGUCACACUUUGUUGGUGGUGGAAACGUGGCUGCCAUUCUGCGCCUACGGCCUCUCCGACCACCACCACACAACACUCACAAUCAUACACCAGUGGAGGACACACACUGGAAGCAAGGUGGGUUAAGUGUCUUGCCCAAGGACACAACGGACAGACUUGGAUUAGGGGGGAAUCGAACCGCCAACCUUCCGGUCAUUGGACGACCGCUCUACCUCCUGAGCUACUGCCGCCCCAUAUAAUAUGGUUUAGGUAUUAAUAUCAAUUAAAAACAACAUAUUAGGUUCCAAUAUGGCAGCAAAUAUCCAAUAUGGCGGCCUAGUCACACUCUAAAUUGCUGAUUUUUGAAAGAAUGAUCAAAAUGGUAAUACAACCAUAUAAUUCAGUACAUACGACCUUUAUAUGACCAUAUUUUAGAAUCAACCUUUGGCUAAGCAGAUUUCAACCAUUUUAAAAGAUGGCCACCCAGAAACAGAAAUGGGAAGAAUUCUGUAUUUUGUUGGUCAUUAUAGCUGCUGUUUGGAAGUUUGUCAUAUAUUUAUUUAUAGUAGAUCAGGGUUAUUCAUAAGUCAUAGACAUGAGCUAUUAUGAAAGGUCAUAUUUGUUUUAAAAAUGGCCACACCAUAUAACAUGACAAAUCAAUAAUAUAUUGUGUAGUGUCAUUACACUACCAGGGCACACUGGUUGACACUAUAGCUGUGAGACUCAGCAUGGGGUUCAAUGCUAGCUAGUAAAUUUGUCUAAAUAAAUUGUCUAGUUUCCUAAAUGCUGUUUAGCUUGCCCCAAGUUAAAGUUAAACAGCCCCACCUGAAUUGACAGGAUGUGCCAGCGCGGGAGAGCCGAGCCAAGGAAGAUGGGGCUUUAGUCUUCUGGAAGGUGUACAGAUCACACAGGAAUUAAAUAGCAUUGGAUGAAUGAUCGGGCUGGGGGUAGGAUAGUGAUCUUGUUAUUAUCGGAGCCCAGUUGCAUCCCAUACUUUAAAGUGUACAGUACUAUAGUAAGUUGUCUUUAAUAGGUGGUAUAUAAGGAUAUUCCCUCGGCCUAGACAACAGCAAUGGACACACAGACAGAAAUACCCUCCACACCUUCGGCAGAUAGUAGGCCUGCAUCUAGUCCGACCAAUUGGGAAUUAUGCUGUUUGUGCCAACAAAACAGCAGUGAAAAGUUAACUAAUGCCACAGGCAGUGGUUAUCUGACAUUGGCUAACAAUAUUCUCGAAUUUCACAAAAUGAACUGCAUGCCAAUUCUCUUUGACACAAAGCGACUUGAUGAUUGUGAUGGAAUUCAGUUGACACUUGAGGGUAACAAAGCUAGGUAUCAUGCAUCAUGCCAUCUUAAGUUUGGGUCAAACACUUAAUCAUCCUUUCAAAAAUCAGCAAUUUAGAGUGUGACUAGGCCGCCAUAUUGGAUAUUUGCUGCCACAUUGGAACCUAAUAUGUUGUUUUUAAUUGGUAUAAAUACCUAAACCAUAUUAUAUUAUUUCAAAGGUAGGGUAAAUGUAAGAUUUAUAGCUGCAGCAGAGUGAUAGAGUCUAAAACGUUAACAUGGUAGCAGCUAUUUCUAAAAGCUGGCGGCCAUCUUGAAAAAUGGCGCCACCCAGGUGGCCAGAGGUUAUAUUAUGAUUAGUAGUGGUAUAAAGGAUAUCUGUACCAAAUUUCAUGGUUGUAUCACCAUUUGCACUAUCGCCUCAAAAAUCAGCAUAUUCCUGCUAGACUAGUUGUGAUUUCUGUUAAUCAGUGAUUGGUCAGUCAUGUAAAAAAUAGGGCAUUUUCCUCAUAGCUACAAGAGAGAGCUGCAGGAAUGUGUUCCAGUGAGAAAGAGAAGGACUCAGAUUAGUCGACAAUAUCUGUAAUGUCAACAACAAAAAUUUGUCGCCGCAAAAAUUUAAGCGUUGACACAUUAUGUUAUUGUUGUUGUAAAUCACAUAGUGGCCGCUUCAUGCUCAUCUGUAACUGCAGUACACUACAGGAAGUGCAGGUGGCAUUGUCAUUUCCAUGUACAUCCCUCAGGAAACAGAGAAGUAGAACGCACAUCAAGUAUGGCAAAACAAACAGAUGAAGAGGCUCAAAAAACCCCAACGUUUCUAAAGCUUGGGAACAUUUCACUGAAAAUAAACCAGCAAAACACAUUAAAUGCAAUCUUUGUGAAACUCAACUCUUAUUCCAUGGUAGCACUACGGCCAUGCACAAACACUUAAGCGCUGACACCCCAGAGCUACUGUAUCAUCAUGUAUCGCGUGUACUGGAGGGUGUUCCGACUCUGGCAGCAAACCUUUCUGCAGUGGGGCUCAGUGGGGUGGAAAUGUACAAGAAGCACAAGAAGGCAAUUAAACACAAAAGGCUAAAAUAUAACUAGAAAAAUUUCAUUUCCUUGCAGAAAAUGCAUGGAAAUGCUGAGUGCUAAAGCUCAAAAAGCAAUGCAAAACUGCUUAAAAAAUGGAGGAAGGUUUAAAUGUAAAGUUGGUUAAAGGGCUGGAGAAAGAGAAGUAGAAGUUGGAUGAAAGUGAAAAUUGCUGAAGUACAAAUAGUAUGAAUGUGCUUCAUAAAUUAAAAUUGUAUUCAUGCUGAAUAAGGCUAGAAAAACUGUCUGAAAUUGCAAAAAAAAUUGGAUAAGGAAGAAAAUUACCUUCAAACACAGAAAAAGUGAGAAGUGGCAGAAGUUUAAGUUGUAGUACUAGAAGUAGUAUGAUAAUAGUAAGGCUGCACGAUAUUGGAAAAAACUAAUAUUGCGAUUUUUUUCAACCCUGCGAUAUGUAUUGCGAUAUUAAAAGAUAAAAAAUUUCUACCAGAUGACCUGAAUAGCACUUUAUGUUGUGCUGCACUGCUGAAAUCUUGAGGACAGUUAACCUGCACUGAUCUUACGUCUUUUUGUGAAUGUUAGUAGAAUGGCUUCUGUCUGUCUCAGAGAUAUUUUUAGCUUUUAUUGUGCUGGGAUGCUAUUGUGGCAACAGAUGAACACAGAAGACGUGUUUUGGUCGACAUUAUCCAUCUUGUAACUGAAAUAAUUCUAGAUAACUGACUUUCCUUUUCUUUUUGGCAACAAGUCUUCAUCUUCUGUGGUUUUCUCUCUGUGUUGCUCAGUUUGCGAUCGUUGUUGUUGUUGUUAUCGGGUUGUGCUCCACGGAAAUGUACAAUUGAAGACCCAUACAGUUCUUAUUUGUUGGGCUAAACAGUGAUGAAGAAUGUUCCAAAAGUAAUUCUCAGCGGACAAGCGUUUCUCCACUCAACUCCGGUAGCCAGCGACUCCCUCCAUGUGCAGAACAUGUGCAGGGGUAGAUUUCCUCCUCUGAUUUUGAUUGACAGCUGGCAGUGUCUGAUUGGUCAACUGAGAACUGAGUCUGAUUGGCAACUGAGUAAAGAACGAAGGUGAUCGUUGGAUCGCUGCACAGCUUAUGCAGAGUCACAUGCAGUGUAUCUCAGUCAGUUACCCUUGAUAUUAACUGAGUUCAUUCACCUCCGACAUCGCAGGCUCUGCGAUGUGACUAUCACACACACGUACAUCGCGAUGACGAUGCUCAAACGAUAUCGUGCAGGCCUAGAUAAUAGGUAGUUGUAGUAGUGAUAUUAGUAGUCAUGUACAGUAGAAGUAGUUUUAGAAUAGAAGAAGUAGAAGUCAAAGUAGUAAAGCUAGUGGUAGAAGAAAUAGUGGCAGUAAAAGUUAGAGACGCAGUAAAAAGAAUAUUUAGAGAAGCAAGAGUAGUGGAGGUAGAAGUGAUGAUACAAGUUAAAGUGAUAUUAGUAGUAAUUGUAGUAGUAAAACUGGGAAUCUGUUUGAAGAAAUAAAAAAUGCAAAAUAAUGAGAAUGAUUUUAAAAUGGGAAAAUUUUGAAUAAUUAAAAAUCCUCCAGUAUUAGACAAGUUUGAAGUAUUAGGUUUGAAUCAAUUUGAAUGAGUUUAAAUUUGUCUGAAGAAUUGAAUAAUGUAUUAAUAACGGGAUUAAUUUUAAAGUGGGGAAAAUUUAAAUGAAUAAAAAUCCUGAGUACACCCCAUAAUGUCCUCAAUGAGCUGAAUUUUUGGAGCACUGAAUGGUUUCUGUAGGUCAAAGUUUGUGGGAGGAGAUAGAUGGUGAAGCAGACACAUAUUAACUCCGUGUACAUGCAGGUCUUUUAGACACAGACACACACGCACUGUCAGACUAUGUGUGUGUCUCUUUAAUGAUUGCAUCCUUUACAGCUGUGAGAUCAAAGGCAUUAACUGACCUACUGUUUGAAUGAGAAGCUGCCUAACUGCAGUGAAUUUAGGGCCAACAUCGUACGAAUCCUCCACCCUUCAUGAACACAAUGAUGUGUUUUUCAUGUCUGUACUCUAAAAAAUGUGGCCACAACAGCGAGUUAAAAAAGUCUGAGCCUGAGUGAUCAUCAGGAGUUGCUUGGAGAAAAAUUACACUAGGGCCAAUGCCAGGGUUCUUUGCCUUUUUUGGACAGUUGGUCACCUGCUGGCCAAGGGGUACAAUUUAAUGAUUUGAAACCUCUUUUGUGAGAAACAGGACACAUAUACCUCCAUUUUGAUGUAUAUUUUAUGGCUGUGGAGUGAAAUUUGUGGGCGUGGGAGCGAUAUAUUCGAGCAAGGUUCUGUUGAUCCAAGAGGAGUUCUGCACUCUAGCGAUGUAAGGAACUAAUAGGUAGUUGUAGUAGUGAUAUGAGUAGUCAUGUAAGCAGUAGAAGUAGUUUUAGAAUAGAAGAAGUAGAAGUCAAACCAAUAGAGCUCGUGGUAGAAGUAAUAGUGGCAGUAAAAGUAAGCGAUGCAGAAAAAAAUAUUUAGAGAAGCCAGAGUAGUGGAGGUAGAAGUGAAGAUACAAGUUGUAGUGGUAAUAAAAGUGAUUGUAGCAGUAAAUCUGGGAAUCUGUUUGAAGAAUUAAAUGAUGCAUAAAUAAUAAGAAUGAUUUUAAAAUGGAAAAAAAAUGGAGUAAUUAAAAAUCCUCAAGUAUUAGACAAGGUUGAAGAAUUAGAAAGGUUUGAAUCAGUUUGAAUGAGUUUAAAUUGGUCUGGAUUGUUUAAUAAUGUAUUAAUAACGGGAUUACAUUUAAAGUGGGGAAAAGUUAAAUGAAUAAAAAUCCUGAAUACAUUUUUGGAGCCCUGAAUGGUUUCUGUAGGUCGCCCUUCAGUCUUCCUGUCUCCAGCCAGUCUCCAGUGGGUUGGGCGAAUCCAAAAUGGUGAAAACAAGGGGGUGUUCUGAGACAGGCUGUUGGUCUGUGAAAUGGGGGUGCUCUAAAAACACCCCCAUUAGCACUUGGUACGUUCCUCCAGAUAAAAUUAACUAUAGUCUGUAAAUUGACUUGGAAAAAAAUCUGAGUUGACCAAUCAGAAUUUUGGUCAACUCCGUAUUGACCAAUCAGUCGACUAAGUCUUUACAGCCCCAGAAAUGAGUUCACAAAUGGCGCUUAUACUGCAGUCAUAUUUUAAAAUCACGUAUUUUAAAACCAAUCAUUUGUUAAUUAACCACCAGCCUGUGAUGGAAGUACAUAAUACAUUUGUGUUGUACUUCUGUUAGUUGUAAAAUCAUGGGAAAAGCUUGCUUAGUAAAUGCUAGUUCACUCACCUGAAUGUGUACUUCAUGGCAGUAAUCUGUGAAGUACAGGUGCAGCUGCUCUGACACUAGGGCUGCACCUGUACUUCACAGAUUACUAUUAUUUUCCUAUCGAUUAGCCUAACGAUUAUUUUUUCGAUAAGUCGACUAAUCUAUCGACUAAUUUAUUGAUUAUUCUAACGAAUAAUUUUUAAUUAACUGAUUAGUAUAACAAUGAAUUUAACCAAAAUAGCAAGUAAAAACUUGUCCUAUUAGUAUUUAAUUCAACGAUUUAGUUAAGAACCUGUUGAAAUUAAACAAAACAAAACAUUUGGGUUAUAAAAUCUGGGAGAUUUUUGUGGCAAACGCCGGGCAGUUUUGAGGUUACCUUGUAUGGUGGAUAUGAGUUAAUAAUGAGAGUAUUGGUAAUUAAAUUGCUCAUCCAAAUAAGUAUAAGUGAAGCUGAACACUUUUUUGUUUAUACAAUAACAAAUGGCAAUAAAAAAUAUAAUAGCUUCGAUAUGCCUUGAACUUAUUUAGUCCACUAAAAGUGUUAAAGUCCUCAUAUGUUUUACAUGCUCCCUUGUAUGAGGCUCUCUGAACAUCUGUGCAUGAAAUACAGCACUUUUUUAUCUGAGGCUGCCUGAAUGCAUCACUUUGAGACGGUAAAAGACUAUCAACAUAAAUAUUUUAUCUCGCGUUUGUUUCCCUUUCACUGAAGUGUUCUUUUUGCAACAAACACUGCUUAAACAUAGUUUACAGCUUAAAGUGACCUGAAUCAUCCCAAAUUGUAAAGUCCAAGUAUCAAUCCAGUGUCUGUGAGGCUCAGCAGAAACACAGGACAAUCUAAAGUUGUCUGGAAACUUUGGACAAAUAUAGUGAUCCGAUUCAUGAAUGAAUGUGGACCAUCAAACUACGGGAGAUUCCCGGGAGAAAUGACAAUACGGGAGGUGGACGGGAGAUAGGUCUAAAAUAUGGGAGAGUCCCGGGAAAACCGUGAGUGUUGGCAGGUAUGAUAUCAGUAUACAUAUGUGCAGCAGUGCUCGCAUUCGCCAAGGAUUAGCAUUAGCGAGCUAUUGUCGGCGAUCACACAGCUAAUUAAUUAGCGUGGUAUAGGACAUUUAAAAGCACCAAACUGAUACUUCAGCUCUGAGAUAACUGCUGAAUUGAAUGAAUGAAUUAUGAAUGAAUGAAUGAAUGAAUGAAUGAAUGAAUGAAUUAAAUAUGGGAUGCAGGGCAUAUGAUCUAGCGUUCACUGUGGCGUUUGCUGCAUCAGCUGUGGGUUAUUUGAUUGACAGGUUACUGCAUGUCUCCUUGAAUGAAAGCAUCUAAGAAAUGCGAACGAGGAAGCCAGGAAGAACACUGGCAUUGAUGGAGAUCAUGCUAAAGUAGGUUUUAAAUCGACCCCGUUAGGUGGAGCUGGUUUGCCGUCCAUACUUCCACCGUUACCUGAAGUAGCCAUUGUCUGCGUUAUCAUACGACGUGUCGACGCUUGUUUUUUGUGUUGACGAAAUUUUGUAGUCGAUUACAUCGACGAAUCUCCCCAGCCCUAUCUGAAACACUUAAUUUCAGCUCCUGUCGUUAGCAGCAUCAAUAUUGGUGUGAAGAUUAAACUUUGGGUUAAACAGAAGUCCAAAAUAGAUGCUAACAACAAUUAUUGUGAUUAAUCAGUUAAUCGAAAAAAUAAUCGAUAGCUCAGUCAACAACAAAAAUAAUUGUCAGUUGCAGCCCUAAAUGUAACAGAGGGCUCACAGCUGAUUGUUCCUUCACUUUUUUCAGACUAGGAUUUAACUACUGACAGGUUUUCAGUGGCCAGUGCUGAUAUUGAUAAUGUAACAGAAAGUCAGCUGUACAACAAUCACAUUGUUGUUUUUUCAAUGAAAUAAUGCAAACAAAUAUUAAGAAUGUUGCUGAACUGGGUUGAAUGUUGUAUUCAGUAAAUAUAGACAGAAAGAUACUGGGUUUAGGAAAAUCUUACCAGAAGCUUUUGAAUUUAUGACCACCUAUCGGAAAUUAGUAAGAGAGACAGACAUUUACAGGGUAAACAUUAUGAUUAUGAUCAAGCUGCAUUAUUCUAAACAUCAUUGUCAUUGGCUAUUAAAGUAGACACUAGUUAUUCUCAGAUUUGAUAUGCUGCAUUUUUCAUAGACCAUGCUGUGAUAUUGGCCUUAUUAGGGACAAUACUUAUAUGACAGAUUACAAAACCCAUUUCCAUUGAAGUUGGGAAAUUGUGAUAAACGUAAAUAAAAAAGAUAAAACAGAAAACAAUGAUUUGCAAAUCCUUUUCAACCUAUAUUCAAUUGAAUACACUACAAAGACAGAUAUUUAAUGUUCAAACUCAAACUUUUUUUUUUGCAAAUAAUUAACUCAUGAUUUCAUGGCUGCAACAUGUGACAAAGAAUUUGAGAAAGGUGGCAAAAAAUACUGAGAAAUUUGAGGAAUGCUCAUUAAACACCUAUUUGGAACAACCCACAGGUGAGCGGGCUAAUUGGGAACAGGUGGGUGCCAUGAUUACGUAUAAAAGCAGCUUCCCCAAAAAUUCUCAGUCAUUCACAAGCAAGGAUGGGGCCACGUUCACCACUUCGUGAAAAAAUAGUUGAACAGUUUAAAAACGUUUCUUAAAGUACAAUUGCAAGGAAUUUAGGAAUUUCAAAAUCCACGGUCCUUAAUAUCAUCAAAAGGUUCAGAGAAUCCAGAGAAAUCACUGCAUGUAAGUGGCACGGCUGGAAACCAACAUUAAAUGCCCGUGACCUUUGAUCCAUCAGGCGGCACUGUAUCAGAAACCGACAUCAAGUGACAUCAGUGUUUUCCCUACAUUAGGUGCGCUGAUGCUGAAAUUUCACAUGAUCACUAAUAUCAAUGCGCCACUAAUGAUUCUACUCACACUGUGUGAGCACAACACACGUUAUUUUCGACCUGUUGUGAGUCAUCAAGGAGCACAUCAAAUCCUGUCAGACCCUUUUCUAUCAACAUGAAAGGUAACGUUUAAACUUAUACACGGUCUAAAUAGCGAGUAAUAUUAAUAGCAUUAGUAGCAUUAUUAUCAAUGAGGCACUAAUGACUUCUACUCGCACUGUAUGGCCACAACAACACAACGUUAUUUUUGACUUGCUCUGAGUCUUUAACUAGCGCAUCAAAUCCUGUCGGACCCUCUUCCACGAAUGUGAAGGGUAAUGUUUAAGCUUAUACACGGUCUUAAAAACUGACACACUUACACACACACCGCCGCAGCUGAAAAAAAUUCUAGGGGAAACACUGUUACUGGAUGUCAAAUGUCUUUGUCAAAGUCUUGUAUUAUUUAACUUAACUAAGCUGUUAUUUUUUAGUCAGCUUAUGAGCCAAUAUUUUGCCAAUACUAUAUUGUUGUGGGGUUCUUUUGCAUUUGAUAAAACAACAAUUUGGUAAAAACACUCGUUAUUCUAUGCUCCCUGCACUUAAUAUAGGUGGUUAUCUGAGCCCCUAAUAUGUUUUAGGUAGAUUUUUAAUAAAUUAAUUACAUAAAGAUAAACACUGUGAUUAACAUUGUGUAAAUACAUGACCCAUGUAUUUAUGUCAGGAGAGACAUAAAACUGCAUUGUUCUAUACACCCUUACAGAAUUUGUAUUUAACAAUAGCCAGCAAGAGUUUUCGAUUUGAUAUGCUGUCAUAAGGAUGGAAAAACAUGGCACUAUUCAGGAAAGCGUUAAUGUUGCACAACAACAACAGCCGCACAGGCAAAGCAGUAUGCAGACAUAAUCUCUUAAUAUUUUUUGUUUGGCUUUGUGAGCCCAGGCAUCAGCUAAUACCAGUUAUGCCAGGUGCCGUUAUUCAGCCCGAUUAUUUAGCUGAAGUGAUCAACCGGUCUGUCUGUCAGACUGUAUUUUUUAGAAAUGAGUCUGUGUAAUAUGAAGAGGCUGAAAGGCAGAAGGGGUUUUCAGACCAAAUUGUGCAUGUUUGCAGUUAAACCUAACAAAACUGUUUCCUGGUCAUAUUGGCCCCCAUUUAUCAAUCUUGCACAGAUCUGAGUGCAGGAUUCAUUGUACAAUAGGACACACGUGAGAUUUAUGAAAGGGUUCGUAUCUGACCAAUCCCAGCGUACAUAUGAUCGGGUCUUGAUAAAUGCGGUGGCUGAAAUCGAUCGUCAUUAAUAUGUCACGCCCUUAAAGGGGACCUGCCACCAAAAUUUCAUCCCCAUUUUUAUCAAUUUUUCAUAAUCCUUGAUGUCCUCUGAUCAUGUUUGCAACAUAAUUUUAGCUGAAAAGUUAUUUGAUGGUUUGUUUUAGUAUGCCUAAAAAACCUUACAGGAAAACCAACUGGUUUUGGCUCAUUAACAUUUAUGGUAAUGAGCUUUGCUCUGAUUGGAUCGCUGCUGUGAAGCCUGCUGUGCUCUGAUUGGCUCAGAAGUGGAGGUUCGGAUUUCGGUUUAUCCACUGUUAUUAUGCUAAUGCUAAUAGCAUAUGCUAAUGUGUGCUAAAGUAAGGUGCCCAGAUGUCUGUAAUGAUAUCCGGGGAUAUUCGGUGCGGCGGCGGUGGUGCGGGGGCUGCAGGGGCUGUGUGAUCACAGACAAAAUCUCGGUACUAUUUAGUAGCAGCGCAUGCCCCUUGUAAUAACACCCGUAAGAACUGUUGUUCAGGACUGCUAACUAAAUUCGGCUACUGUAAUAACCGUUGUUCGAGCCCACACGCAACAUUUUUGCUCUCAUUAAUGAAACGCUUAAAUCGGGGACAUUUUCGGGGACAGCUUUUGCCGGGGACAGGUCAUCCAAUACAGGGACUGUCCCCGGAAAUCGGGGACGUCUGGUCACCUUAUGCUAAAGGCUAAAAACGGCAGGUAUUAAACCAUAUAUUUUAGACCCCGAGUCCGAAGAGGAGGUGGAAGUUGAGGAAGAAGCCGGAGAUCACCAGCGGUGUUUUCUCAUUCAUUCUGCCCAGCUUUAAGUUCAUUUUCCCGGCAGUGAACCGAAGGAAACAUCGAUCGUUUGGAAGAGACCCAUAGCGGAUACAGCGGUAGCUGGGUCUCGCUCUGGCUGUGACUGAGUACGAGAACGAGAGAGUGGGCGCGGCUCACCGAGGACGCGCUCGUGAAUAAUAAUGAGCAAGGUCGGCGCAACGUAACACCAACGGGCUUUUUCAAUUGGCCUGGUUUACUCGUUCCUUGAUUUUAAACCUUUACAGAAUGCAAACGACGUAACGGUUUGUUUUCACAUGUACAACAUAAGACGAACAUAAUAUGGACCUUAUAUGACACAAAAAACCCCAAAAAUUACAUUUUUAUGGCAGGUCCCCUUUAAAUAUUCGUGGUUCAGAAGCCUCACCCACUGAGGUCAAACAUGAAAGAGGAGACAUAUUAAAAAGAUUCGAAACUUUUUCGAGCUGGAAGUGGAUAUCCCCAUGUCUGUGGUGGAAACUUACAAGGAUUCUCUCUUGGAAGCAUCAAAUCUGGUAUAAAAGCAGUCCAGAAAACUCCUGUCUGGAGCAGGAUUAUGGUGGCGGUAAACAGCGCUGCCACGGAAUAGUGGACAGUGGCUGAAGUUUGAAUAAAUCAUUAGUCAAUAAGUUGCUCAUGAUGAUAAUAUCUCAUACAUGCCUCAUAUUUCUUUAUUAAUAUGACAUAGGGUACGUUGCUCCUAUUAUUGAAAGUAUUUAGUUUUAAUUUGUUGCGUCUUUGUAAUGUACAGCAGACUGGAGAGUCUGACAGAGGCUGAACAAAAAUAAUUAUUAACGUCACCAAACGGUGUGUUGCUGCCCCAGAGGCACAUUUUUAUGGAUUUCUAUAGGAUUUUUAUCACUGAAUAAAUAGCAAGAGCACUUUCUAAACUUAUACUUUACAUCAGAAUCCAUCGAUAAGGUCCUGUCUCCUUUGUACAGCACCUUUCUUGAGUCUCUCCUUGUUAUUGUUCUCCAGGCAUCAGGUCCUCACAUUGCACCGGCACAGCCAACGGCACUCCAUUCGCCAGUGCAUAAUUGUGCAAAACUGUACUGGCCCAAAUGAUGUCCCACACCCUUUUAGGAGUGUACAACAGCGUCCCCGCUGCUGGGCCAAGACAGAGACACCUGCCUUUUAGGAGUCAAACGCAGCGCUCCACAGUGGCGCGUGUGCGUAAUGUUAAUACGGCGCUCCUGCUCUGUAGCAGUGUUCACUAAGGACAUAACAAAUUUAUUUUAUUAUAUUUUAUUUACAUCUUAAUCUUAAAUGAAAUCUGUCUCAUUAUGCUUAAUGAUGGGUUUGAGGUUUGUACAUCAAUUAUUUUGAGACAGACAUUUGCCGCAGCGCAGAUCCACACUGACUUAAACUUGCGUGCACGAUGUCAGACCUGUCGUGAGAUUUGGUCGUAGCGUACGCUCACAUGCAGAUUGAUAAAUGCCAAUCCUCACAUCAAAAUUGUCGUAUGCAAAGUGUAUGCAAGUUUUCUGCCGUACGCAAGCUUGAUAAAUGAGGGCCAUUGUGUAUUGCCUCCUGCUGGUUUUACCUAAUUUUUAACUGGCGGCCAUCCAGGCAGCUAUGCAGACUAAGGUUGUUGUGAUUCAUAAACAGUGAGUUUGUUUUUUUAGGGUACAUGCAAAGUAGUCUGUCCUACUUGGCUUGAUCAUUUGCAGAAUGUGUAUGGGCUGUGAAGGUGUGUUAUGAUCUGUUUUACAAAGUAAGUGACACACUGGAUAUUUUCAUUUUGCACAUUGUUAGAACAACAGGUAAGAUGGGCAGCAGUGGCUCAGUUGGUAGUCAGUCAUCUCCCAAUCAAAGGGAAAUCCAUGUGUUGAAGUGCCUUUGGGCAAGACACUUGACCCCACCUGCCCCAGCUGGCUGCGCCCAGUUGUCCUUGAAUGUACGUCACUUCGGAUAAAUGUGUCUGCGGAAUGACAUUGUAAAUUGUGAAUUGCUAGAUAUUACAAAUGUUACAAUAAAUCACACAUCCCUGUUAUAACUGAAUCUGAUAUCAGACCGUAAGUGCUCCUUUGCCUGGAUUUUUUUUAGGAAAUAUAACUACAACAUCAAUCCGGUAAAAUACAUGGCACGGAGGCAGAAUCACUGCAGUCUCUGUCCGUGUUAACCUGUGACUGUAUGCAGAUGUCAGCGGUGUGUCAGGUGUGCUGGUCCUUUUACUCACUCACUUACAGUAUGUAUUUUUAAGGCAUCUCUAUGACCAUUUUGUCUGUUUCUCACUGUGUUUAUGGCCCUUUAUUUGCAAAAUAUCCCAAAUCCAUCCAUCAGUGAUGAGAACAAUGAGGAGUAUAAAGUUCGUUAGUCAACUGAAGUAGCCGCGAUCCGCGGUUUGAUUUCAUUCACGCUGACUGCGAUCAGUACGAGUGGUGACAGCGGAUGCUUUUCCACAUUAAAGGGGGAAAUAUUUGUAAUAUAUCUUCGUUAACACCAAGUGUUUCGUUUCUACGUAUUUAAAGCGUGGAUCAUAGUUGUGGAGACGUCCACACAAACAUUGAAUACAACCAAUAAGUGAGGUGUACAUGCUGUGUUAAUUACAUUGAAUAUCAAUUGAACGAAUGAUACACAGAUUCACUGCCCCCUAUCGGCCAGAAGGGACCAGAACGAGUGGGGUCCGUGACGUAUCUUUCCUGCGCCACUUGAGAUUGCGAAUCAGAUUGAAUUAUGAGACACUUUUUGCGGGGCGAGCAUGAAAACGAAAAAGCAUUUCUGAGUUUGCUUUUGCUUUUUAAUUGAGCCACAAAAUGAGCAGUCUUGAAGAAGAAAAUGAAAUUGCAUUUUGGAAUAUUGCUUUUGAUUUUUAUUUUUGAGUCAAAUAGUGCAGCCAUGACUUUGAAAUGAAAAAGCAUUUCUGCUAAUGCUUUUGAAUUUGAGAUAUGAGUCACAAUCGCUUCCAUAUUAUUUAUGGCUAUUGAGUGGCUUUUUGGUUGAUGUUUGCACGUGGAGUGGUAGACCACUGUGUGUUGCUAUCGUGUGGUCAUUAUUUAAGUUGGUAUACAGUUGAGGUGGAAGUUAUUAGCCCCCUAUGAAAUUUUAAGUUUUUUUCCAAAAUUUCUGAAGUGCUGUUUAACAGAUUAAUGAUUUUUUUACACAGCUUUUCCAAACAUCCUAGUUUUAUUUUGGAUCCUUACAUUACAUUACAUUUUACUUUGCACACAGAAACAAAUUAUUUCACAACAACCAAAAACUUAUUAAAUUUAUUAAAUUAUUAGCCCCCCUUAGGCUAGUAGUCAGUUGUGUGUCCGUUUUGCUGGAUAACAGCAUGCAGUCGUUUGCUGUAGUUUGUAACAAGGCUCUGGCACAUCACCUGAGGAAUGCCAGCCCAUUCCUCUUUGGCAAAUCUUUCAAGCUCCUUCAGAUCUGAUGGUCUUCUAGCAUGGACCCUGGUCUUCAGUGCAGCCCACAGAUUUUCAAUGGGAUUCAAGUCAGGGAUUUGUGCAGGCAAGUCAAUAAUGUUCACUUUGGUUUCCUGGAGGCAGCUCCUCACCAGGAGUGCUGUAUGUUUUGGGUCGUUGUCAUGUUGGAAGACAAAGCGACGACCCAGACCCAGUUUUGCUGCUGACUGCUUGAGGUUUUCUUUCAAAAUCUUCACAUAUCCUUCUUUCUUCAUUGUUCCUUCAACCUUGACAAGAUUCCCAGUUCCAGAUGCACUGAAACAUCCCCACAGCAUGAUGCUCUGACCACCGUGUUUAAUUGUGGGGACAGUGUUCUUAGGGUUAUAUGCCUCUCCCUUCUUCUUCCAAACAUAAGCAAUGUGUCUGUGGCCAAAGAGCUCUAGUUUGGUCUCAUCUGACCAAAGUACACAAUCUUUCUCCAGAUUGUCCUUAGCAUACCUCAGUCUGGCCUGAAGGUGUCUCUUUUGUAGAGGUGGAGUUUUUCUUGGCCUGUAUCCUUGUAGUCCAUUUCUGUUCAGGGCUCUAAAGACUGUCUUGUUUGACACCACAAUUCCUGACUUGGCUAAGUCAGCAACUACUGUGUUGAUGGUUGUUCUAGGUUGUUUAGACACAUCUCCCACCAGUUUUCUUUCCAGUUUCCUUGAAAUUUUUUGCUUUCUACCUCUCCCAGACUUGUUCUGUACUGUGUGACUCCCCUUGAAUUUCUUAAUGAUACUUUCACUCCACUUCUUGACACUUGGAAACGCCUUGAUAAAAUUUUAUAUCCUUCUCCUGCUUUGUGAGCAUCAACAAUUCUUUUUCUCAAGUCUAAACUGAAUUAUUUUGUAUUUGCCAUCAGCCUUCUCAAGUGACAGCUCAAAUGCGUAACAAGGUUUUUAUACUGUGUGUAAAGUGUAGGACAACCUUUUGUUUUCACUUAAUUGAUUGAUUGAUUACAAGCACUAAAAAGUGAGAGCACAUGAUUGCACAACAGUGGUUUUUGUUUUGGCUCAAUAAAAACAUCAAUUCUUAAGGGGGCUAAUGAUUUUGACCCUGGUAGUUUUUGGUUUAUGUGAAAUAAUUUUGUUUCUGUGUGCAAAGUAAAAUAAUGUAAGGAUCCAAAAUACAACUAGGAUAUUUGGAAAAGCUGUGUAAAAAAAAAAUCAUAAAUCUGUUAAACAGCACUUUUAAUUUCAUAGGGGGGCUAAUAAUUUUGGCCUUAACUGUGACUAGAGAAGCAAGCAGUCUUCAACAUUCAUCUCUCAAGGGGGUGUCUAACUCGGUGCUACAUGUGUUUGACCCUUACUUAAUUUUGCUCCGGAGUAUCCCUUUAAGAGACUUGUUAAAUUAUAUUUAAGUGGCCCGGUUUGACAACAUAGGCAAAUUUGCUAAAAUUACAGUUCAACCCUGUUUUGAAAAUAAAGCAGUCAAGUAAUUUAUUUUGCAAAACAGAAGGAAUGAAGGUUAAAGGGUGUAUAAUACUUUUCCACAUUUACAAGAACAACUGCAAAGUUACAAAGUUUGGUGUCUGUACUAGACAAAAACAACAGGAGUGAGGCACUGAACGAACUCCACUAGCACAUCAUUUAACAGCUGACAGCCCACCCCGAUGCCUUCCUCAUCCUGGCUGGGGAUUUCAACCAUGCCAACCCCAAGAGUGUGUUUCCACAACUUCAUGGACAUGUCAACUUUCCUACAAGAGGCACCAAUAUCCUGGACAAUGUGUACACCACACAGAAGAGAGCCUACAAAGCCUACCCCCUCCCCCCACCUUGGGGCCUCAGACCACAUCAGAGACGCUCCAAGACUGUUUCUCCACCACCAACUGGAGCAUGUUCAGACAUGCAGCCACUUACAACAACACUACUGAUCUCCAGGAGUUCAUGGAGACCUUCACUGCCUUCAUGAGGAAGUGCAUGGAUGACGUCACGGUCUCCAGAACCUUGACUGACAGGGGAAGUCCACAGGCUCCUGUCCUGGAACACCAACACCACAUCACUGGCCAAAAAAGCCCAACAGCGUCUCUACUUUCUGCAGACACUGAGAAAAGCAAGAGCCCUGUCCCCCAUUGUGUACUCAUUCUACAGAGGCACCAUAGAGAGCAUCCUGACCAGCAACAUCACUGUGUGGUACAGACCCUGCACCGUAUCCUGCCGCAAGACCCUGCAGUGCACCGUGAAACAGCUGGGAAGAUCAUUGGUGUCCCUCUUCCCGCUCUGUCAGACAUCUAUCACACCCGCUCACCCCUGCAAAGCCACCAGGAUCGCAGGUGACCCCACCCACCCACCCACCCAGCCCACAGUCUCCUCAGCCUGCUGCCGUUGGGGAGGAGACUGCAGAUUCUCUGAGUGAGGAUGCUCAACUCCCUCUAAGAGAGUAUUUGAGUAUUGAGAGUAUUUAAGGUAGCCUUUCGUCUAGCUUAGUUGUUCAUUCUUAUAUUUUUACUUUUAUAGUUUUAUUCUUCAAGUUUAUGCUUAUGCAUCAUGGGUCUGAGAGGACUGAAAUCUCAUCUGUGCUGUAUGUUUAACAUGUGUUGCAUAUUUGGUAGGGAUGCACGAUAUUUAUCGGACCGAUAAAAUAUCGGCCGAUUUGGGGGGAAAUUACGUCAUUUUUUAUCGGUCCGAUAGGUGCAUUUUUCCGAUAGAAAGAUCCGAUAUAUUAAUGAAAUUACGAGUAAUGUUUGCAGGCAGAGUAGCCGCCCGUCCGAGACGCGCUGGUCACGUCGUCUAUCAAGCCUUACUCGCAGGUCCCAAGCCUGACCCCGUCACUGCCUGACAGAUAAUAAAAUGUCUUCACCAGCAUGGUCGUUUCUCUCAGUGGCAGAAGAUGACAACAGCAUUGCUAUAUGCAAAACCUGUUCAGCGAGGAUUUCAAGAGGAGGAAAGAAGACGUCAAGUUUUAACACAACGAAUCUGAUAGCUCAUCUGAAAAGUCGCCAUCGCGGCGAAGCGGUAUUAAAAGAAUAUGAGACAGCUCUGUUCUAAAGCUAAGACAACAACACUACGGAGGAUCGAUGUCCCCAUUCAGCAGGCGUUUAAAAACUGCAAAAGCUUCUCAAGAGACAGCGAAAAGGCUAAAGCCAUUAACGACAAAGUGAUGGAGUUCAUAGCGGUCGACGACCAGCCUUUUUCCGUUGUUGAGAACCCGGGUUUUCGUAAGUUCAUAGCACACUUGGAGCCACGUUACACUCUCCCAAGCCGCCGCUUCUUCUCGGAUGUGUCUCUUCCUGCACUCUGUGAUAUUGUUGCCACAUACAUUCACAACCUGAUCGACAAGAACGGACUACACGUGAGUUUUACCACAGACAUAUGGACGUCAGAUGUUAGUCCGGUCAGCAUGCUAAGCCUAACGGCUCAUAAUGGCUCCUUUACAGUUUACAGUUCUGUUGAACAGCUCAGGGGAUCAAAUUAAGUUCUGCUUUUUGCUCUGUUAUUGUUAUUUAUAGCAAAUGACCACAUUUGAAGAGCCAAAAACUUUUGUUUGUUGUUCUAGAUAGGCCAGAGCAACAAAACUAUCAGUUUUCAAUCGCUGCAUCCUGCACAAACUGCAGAUUAUAUGAAGAUUAUAAUAAAUGUAAAAAUAUGAAUUUAUCGGUUAUCGGUAUCGGUAUCGGCCAUGAGAAGAAGAAAAUUAUCGGCUAUCGGUAUCGUUUGAAAUUUUUCAUAUCGUGCAUCACUAAUAUUUGGCAAUAAAGUUGACUUUGAAUCCUUGGCAGGCAUGCGUUUCUUGGUACAACAGCGGUAGCGACUAGAUUGCAAAAGGAGCAUAAACAAAAGAAAACCACAGACAUUUUUUUUUUUUUUUUGAUGAACUGACUGAGUUUGGUCACUGAUUUUGCCUGACAUAUUUGUUAUUCAGAAGAUACUGAGAUGAUCAUCAAGUUUGUUCAACAUAUCACAUUCCUAUAACCUAGAAGAAGUGUCAUAAAACAGUUAUGAUUAUUUAGUUCAAUCAGAAACAGAAUUACUUUAUUGAUCUCAAACUGGGUACAAUGUUACAGCAGCUUUUUCUUAGUGAGCCAAAGCAAUAUAAGAAAAGAAAUUACCUUAAUAAUAAAUAAAUAAAAAUAUAUCAUUAAGUGCAAUUUGCAUUUAAUACAGAAUAUAGCAAUAAUUGGGCUUUUCACGCUGAAAUUUGAAAAGAGCAGUGGUGCUAGUAAAAAAUAAAAUAUGUAUAUGCUGCAAGGAAUUAAAGUAUUAUGUAACAAUAUUUACAGGUAGGUGAUCAGAGCAGAGUACAAAUAUCAUGAUGAGGACAAUGAAAAUACUUUAUUCACAAGAGGUGAGCUGUUGCACAGUUUGGCUGUCAAUCCUCCCCUCAAAUCAUAUUCGAAUUUCUAAUGCUUCUUAUGUUAAAUAUCCAAAUAAUAUUGGAUUUUUUAAAUGUUUUUUUUUUUUCCUUUUAAAUAAUGUCAUUAUAUACACCAAUACCAGCUUAUUAUUAGGCCUACAUCCAGUGUCCACUAGAGGGCACUUCAACCAAAUCUCCUAUUUAACAUUUGCAACAAGUUCUAACAAAUCAAUACAAAACUUCAUGAAGGGAAAUUGAAAUGGUAUUAGGCCAAAUAUGCUUAUUUAGAUAUGUCCAGAAAAUAUUCAAGCAAUGAUGUUUAAUGAAGCUGAUGUUCAAUCAUUCAAAUACACAUCGCUAUCUCAAAGUCUCAAAAAGACAAGUCUUCAUGGAUAAAGACAAGCAGGCAAAUUUCUUACCACUCUGCUUGUUUCUGUACAUUUACAGAAGUGCAACAUGUUGUAAACUUUUAUCCAUGACACAGACCCAAACAAAUGAACAUCUAUUUUGUCACAGUUGUCAAGAUAAACAGACUAGAACAACAUUUUAUCCUAAAUGAUCAAGUUGUUUGCCAGCAACACUAAAUGAUCAACAUUUUCUGGAUUUAGUGCAGAGCGUUUUUUAUCCACUACAAUCCCAGCCAUGGAGAAAACAGUUCCUGCUCUUACCGAGGUCCCAGGGAAAUAGCGUUGGGCCAGCAGAGCUGUGUGAGGAAAUCUCACUUGUGCCAUUUUCCACCAUGUCAGUGGGUUGCUGUGAGUGGGCAGAGGGCUCUCUCUCUCUCAUGCAUGAGCAUCUUGUGAUGAAUAACAUCAUGUAGCACUCGAUCACAGUUUGUGCUUGUGCUUGGACUGUAAAUGUCCCCAAACAGGGCCCCUUAUAGCACUGAGAGCUGUUUUGUAUUAGUGCUGGCAAUCUGCAGCCUCAGAGCCCCCAUCUCCCGCAUUUUGCUCCGCUAUCACUUCAGCUCCAUUUUUACUUUCUCUUGCAGCUCCAGCUGUUGGUCACGUGUUCAGUGAACCAGCCGGUGGAAGCCUGGGUUGUAGUAGCUUGCAGCGUUAAGCGACAUUAAGGCAUCCUUGUCUUGCCCAUAAUGCUUUGCUAAAUUGUCUGAAAUCUUUGUUUUCAUUCUUCGGAUUGCAGCUGGAUUGUUAGUGGAGGUCUGUAGUUGAGAUUGGAGAACAAACUUCAGGGGGAGAACAGCUGGUGUGGUUGGGAAUCGGGGUGUUGAUAAAGCCUCAGUCGCCACUUUGAAUGGCUUAAGCACUGCUCUCACCUGCUCCAUGAGGGACUAGUCACUUGUACUCAACUUCAGACGUCACGGUUUCUUUUCCAUGAUAACAGCUGCAAACGCAGCUUGCUGCUCAGCUGCUGGGCAGGUUUAACUCCAAGCAGCUUCUGUUUAGCUUCUAGGAGGUAGCUGUCUGUGGAUGACUUGUUAAAAUGCAGUGCUGUGGCCUUAAGUCUGCUGAGCGGAGUUUCAAUAGCUUGCACUGCCAGCCUCCUCCUCACAGCCGGGUUAAAAGAGUGCACCAUGCAGGGGAGAUCUGUGACUGGCAGGUGCCUCUCCACAUUGUUAAUGUAGUUACCAGCAUUGUCUGUGGUAUUAGAAAGAACUGACUCAUGACUGACGUUGUACUCUUGAUGUUAUCUAUGAACUUGGCAACAUUCUCGGAAGUGUGGCUUUUUUAAAAUUCUAUCAUUUGGAGAACGAUAUGUUUUAUUUCCCAGUCCUCGUUUAUAAAAUGUGCCGUCACCGUCAAAUAUGAGUCCGUGGCCAGUGAUGUCCAUCCAUCUGUGAUUAGGGCGAUUGAUUGUCCACUAAUAAUUUCAUGGAUAUUCUCUUUAGUGGUAUCAUAGAGCUUCACGAUUCUGUUGGUAAUGGUCCCAUGAGAGGGAAUCGUGUACCUUGGCUCAAUCUUGCAGAUGAACUCCUUAAACCGUCCCCCUGCAAGAUGUUAACUGGCCUCAUAUCUUUGCCGAUGAACUCAGUCAGCUAUUUCUUUAUCCCCUCUUGCCGAGCAGCUGGCAGACAACGAGAUGAGGAGGGAAGCAAAAACGAUGUUAUCCUUGCCUGUUUUGACCGUGACUCUUCCUCAGUCGCCAACUGUUGUGCGUACUCAAAGUAAUAGAAGUGCGCGCUCAUGUUGCUCGUAGUCGAGUGGUACUUAAGCGACUUACAGCAUAACUUGCAAAUGACAGUUUCUCUGGAUGUAAUCUUUACAUAUCUUGAUGGAAAUCCACAAUUUUUCCACACGAAGCUUUUUAAGUUUUCUGGAGUUAUGGUGUCCAGCUCUGCGUCUGUUGGUGCGCUGCUUUUCACCAUCUUGUAAGCAUAACAAUGAGGAAGGUCAAGACGUACGAUAUUGCCUUUGCGUUAUUGCCAUGGUGGUCGUUGCUAAGGCAAAAGUAUGAACGUCAGUUUCCACACUCGAAUCUUCAAAAAAAAUUUAUUCGACUUGUAUUCAAAUAGUAAAGUUUGUUUUAAAAGCCCUAUUGCACGGUGUUAUGGCCCUGGGUAGGAAAGAUUUCCUGUGUCUGUCCUUGUGACAUCAGAGCUAGAUCAGUCUGUUUCAGAUGGUGCUUUGCUGUCAGUCCAGUAGGUGGUGCAGAGGGUGACCAGGCUUAUCCAUAAUGGAUAACUGUUUAGAGUCCUCUUCUCUGACACCACUACUAAAGUGUCUAGCUUGCAGCCUGUAACAGACCAGGCCCUCUUGACGAGUUUAUCCAGUCUCCCGAUAUCACCAGCUCCAGUGCUGCUCCCCCAGCAGAUAACGGCACUGAAAAGAGUACUCGCCACAACAGAAUGAUAGAAAAUCUCCAACAUCUUGCUGCACACGUUGAAGGAUCUCAGCUUCUCCAGAAAGUAGAGUCUGCUCAUCCCCUUCUUGUACAUAAAAUGUGAGUUGGCCUUCCAGUUCAGUUUGUUGUCAAUGAUGACACCCAGAUACCUGGAUUUCUCUCCCACAGAUACAUCCUCCCCUUGGAUACACAGUGGUGGUGGUGGUGGCGCUGUUUUCUUCCUUCUAAAGUCUAUCACCAUCUCUCUAGUCUUGUCCACACUCUGAAUCAGGUGAUUUCUUCUUGUCCACUCCACAAAAUUAUCCACGAGCUCUCUGUACUCUCCCUCUUGUCCACUACUUAUACACCCCACCACAGCAGAGUCAUCAAAAUUUGUCAAUUUUAGAGCUGAUAUCCGAUCCAAAUAUCAGAUCGGUGCUUCCCUAAUCACUUCCCUAAUCAGAAGUGUAUCAAGAGCAGUAUUGCUAAAGAUACGGGACGAGUCUAUUUUUGCUGCUCUACGCUUCCAAUGGGUGUCAAUCUACACAGAGAAGAUUGUUUAGACAGGUAGUCAAGCAUAAAUAUUGCAUGUCAUCUGGUAUUUCAAAAUAAAACACCAUAUGCGAACUCCCGUCUGUGCAUCAGUUAGUGUUAUGGAUUUAUCAGUAAGACAGAACAAUCUGAUGGUCAAUCCCUGAUCCAUGUGGACCCCAACAGGUAGGACUGGGCGAUUAUAUGAUCGUGAUCGAUGAUCGCGAUAAAUUUCAGUUCGAUCACGGUGAUCAGCUGUGAGCAUAUUUACUCGAUCAAACAUGGCGGAAAUGUGCGUCACAACAGCCAAUCAGAGUCGAGCUUUUCCUGCUUACUUCUGUAAGUUACCAGCGAAGUAAACAGAAUGACCGAACAUGGAGCUAAACACGGAGCUGAGGGCAGCAGAAUAGGUGUGAGCCGUGACUUUGAGUCAUCCUCCGAAGAUGUUAUAGUUGAGAAGUUAUUCAACGUCUCUCCAAAGUGAUGUCGAGCAAUUAAGCCGAUAAACCAGCAACAUAACAAAUCUGUUCUUCCCAAGUGAGUAUGUGGGAAGCAUGAAAAUGCGAGUAGAGUCUGCACAGCCUGCCACUGCCGACAGUACAAAUAACAUUAGCGGUUUAGUCACAACUAGCGGUGCAGCCACUAGACCAAAACGGCAAUCAAUCAUAUCCAUACCUGCCAACACUCCCGUUUUUCCCGGGACUCUCCUGUAUUUCAGACCUAUCUCCCGCCCACCCCCAGUACUGUCAUUUCUCCCGGGAAUUUCUCGUAGCAUGGUCCGCAUUGGACGAAUCGGAUCACUAUAUUCGUCUAAAGUUUCCAGACAACCGGAGAUUGUCCUCUGUUUCUGCUGAGCCUCACAGACAGUGGAUUGAUACUUUUACUUUACAGUUUGGGAUGAUUCAGGUUGGUGUCAGCUGUAAACUGUAUUUAAGCAGUGUUUGUUGGAAAAUGAACACUUCAAUGAAAGGAAAACAAACGCGAGAUAUGUGAGAGUGAUGUGUUCAGGGCAGCCUCAGAUAAAAGAGUGCUGUAUUUCAUGCACAGAUGUUCAGAGAGCCUCAUACGGGAGAGCAUGUAAAACAUAUGAGGGCUUUGACACUAAUAUUAGUGGACUAAAUAAGUUCAAGGCAUAUCAUACCUUUUAUCUUUUUAUUACCAUUUGUUAUUGUUAAAAAAAAAGUGUGCAGUUUUACUUAUACUUAUUUGGAUGAGCAAUUUGAUUACAGAUACUCUCAUAAUUAGCUCAUAUCCACCAUACGAGGUCACCCCAAAACUGCCCAGCUCGCGCCACAAACAACUCCUGGAUUUUAUAACCCAAAUGUUGGCAGAUAUGCAUAUCAUCUAAUGUUUACAUUUUAAAGCAUCUUUAGUAUCCCUGAGGGGGCAAUUUGUUUAUUUUUAUGUCUCUCGAUUGCCUUCUCUCCCUCUCUCUCUUGCUCUCUUUCUCUUUCCCUCUCCCUCUCUUUUACUCGCUCUCUUUCUUACUCAUGUCAUGCUAAUUUUGAGUAUAGCUGCUUUAUUUAGUAUCAUGCUUUUCUGGUACUGGCCAUGUCAGAUAAAGUCUUGUGAUAUCAGAAAAUAUUGGGAAAAGAUUUGCAUGGGCAAAUCAAAAUAUCUAGCAUUUAUAUAAAGACUACAAUUUAUACAAGGUUUGUGGUCAAUAUGAAUCUAAAGAAGCAAAAACAACCAAGAAAUCGUGUCACACUCUCUGUUGCUAGUUUAACACUUUGAAACAAGCCAUGUAAAAAUGCUUCUCAUUUAAACAAGGGGUUUCACAUAUUUCUUUUUAGGAAGCUCAGUCUGUUUCUCAGAGUUCAUACCUGUGAAUCAAAACAUACCUAAAAUGUUGUUAAAGAAGGUAAUGGAUCUCAGCUCAGGGCUCAUAAGAAUGUGGUGCUGCUCAGGUUCACUAAAGUAGAAAGUAACAGAAUUAGGUUGAGCACCAGCAGCUCCUGACAAACUAAACAUUAGACAAUCAAAGUUAGCUGUUUGAGGUUGGUGUUGCUGUUUAGACAACGGCGCUGAAUGAUUUUGGACAACAAUCAAAUUGAGAUUUUUUUCCCUCAAUAUUGCGAUUUAUUAUGCAAUAAUUUUUGAAGGUCCUCUGCUAAUGUAUUUUUCAACAGCAAACAAAUAAUAAAUAAAUCUGUUUUAUAGUAAUCAAUAUCAGAUUAAUUAUACAUGAAUUGUUCUUCUGGCAAUUAUCAUUUCACACACACACACACACACAGGCUCUCUCUGACCACACACAAUUGCGCACACACAUGCACGCACCAUCAUAUAUGUCAUGAUACUAAUCUACGCACUGAUGGCGAGAUGCCCAACACACUAGAGUCCAGUCUAUUCAUUCAGCUGUGCUACCAUCACCAUAUUGGAUGGGUUUUCCGGCGUUAUGCAGGUAUGGUUUGAAAUUGAAGCACUGGUCGCUGGUGUUUUAGCCAUUCAACUAUCAUACUCCACUUCGUUGCAUUUUGUUUAAAGGGGACCUGCCAUCAAAAUUUCAUACCCAUUUUUAUCAUUUUUUCAUAAUCCUUGAUGUCCUCUGAUCAUGUUUGCAACAUAAUUUUAGCUGAAAAGUUAAUUGAUGGUUUGUUUUUAGUAUGCCUAAAAAACCUUACAGGAAAACCAACUGAUUUUGGCUCUUUAACAUUUAUGGUAAUGAGCUUUGCUCUGAUUGGAUGGCUGCUGUGAAGCCUGCUGUGCUCUGAUUGGCUCAGCAGUGGAUGUUCGGAUUUCGGUUUAUCCAUUUUGCUAAUGUUUGCUAAAGUAAGGUGCCCAGAUGUCUGUAAUGAUAUCCGGGGAUAUUGCCGGCGGCGGGGGAGGGUGCAGGGGCUGAAGGGGCUGUAGGGGCUGCAGGGGCUGCAGGGGCUGCGUGAUCACAGACAAAAUCUCGGUACUAUUUAGUAGCAGCGCAUGCCCCUUGUAAUAACCGUUAUUCGAGCCCACACGCAAUAUUUUUGCUCUCAUUCAUGAAACGCUUAAAUCGGGGAAAUUUUCGUGGAUAGCUUUUGCCGGUGACAGGUCAUCCAAUACGGGGACUGUCCCCGGAAAUUGGAGACGUCUGGUCACCUUAUGCUAAAGGCUAAAAAUGGCAGGUAUUAAACCAUAUAUUUUAGACCCGGAGUCCGAAGAGGAGGUGGAAGUUGAAGAAGAAGUUAGAGAUCUCCAGCGGUGUUUUCUCAUUCAUUUUGCCCAGCUUUAAGUUCAUUUUCCCGGCAGUGAACUCAAGGAAACACCGGUCGUUUGGAAGAGACCCAUAGCGGAUACAGUGGUAGCUGGGUCUCGCUCUGGCUGGAGAGUGAUGUUGACUGUGAAUGAGUACAAGAACGAGAGAGUGGGCGCGGCUCACCGAGGACGCGCUCGUGAAUAAUAAUGAGCAAGGUCAGCGUGACGUCAAAAGGACCUGCUUUUUCAAUUGGCCUGGUUUACCCGUUCCUUUAUUUUAAACCUUUACAGAAUGCAAACAACGUAACGGUUUGUUUUCACAUUUACAACAGACGAACAUAAUAUGGACCUUAUCUGACACAAAAACACACAAAAUUACAUUUUUGAUGGCAGGUCCCCUUUAAGUGUUGACAAAAGUUUUUAGUGUCAUCUUCUGAUGUAGCAACAGUUGCAUGGCAGGUUCUGCACACAUUGCACAGCAGCAUCUUUUUUAGCCUAAAUAAAUCCACACAACUUCUGUACUGCCUCUCUUUGGAACUAAACUUUCUGUAGUGGCAUCAGGCCAUUGUGCAACAGAGUGCAGUGUUGACCUCACUCUCGCUCGCUCACAAGUCAUGUGACCAGAUAACGUGACCAGUCAAAAUUGCAGCCUUCACGGUUAGAAAAUUGCAUUUUAUCAUAUUGUGAUGUAAUCGGAAAUGCAAUUAAUCAUUUAGGCCUAUCAGACAUAUACAGUGGAUAUUAAAGUCUACACACCCCUGUUCAACUGCCAGGUUUUUGUCAUGUAAAAAAAUUAAAUCAAGAUAAAUAAACCUUUAAUGUGACCUAUAACUUGUACAACACAAUUGAAAAACAAACAGAAAUCUUUCAGGGAGGUGAAGUAAAAAUAAACAACUGAGAUCAUGUGGUUGCACAAGUGUGCACACCCUUUAAUAACUGGGGGUGUGGCUGUGUUCAGAUUUUACCAAUAACAUUCAAACUCAGGUUAAAUUGGAGUCAGCACACACCUGUCACCAAUUAAAGUACCUCUGAUCAACCCCAAAUAAAGUUCAGCUGUUCUAGUAGGUUUUUCCUUAUAUUUUUGUAGCCACAUCUUCCAGCAAGAGCCAUGGUCCGCAGAGAGCUUCCAAAGCAUCAGAGGGAUCUCAUUAUUCAAAGAUAUCAGUCAGGUGAAGGCUACAAAAGAAUUUCCAAGGAAUUAAAUAUACCAUGGAACACAGUGAAGAUCAUCAUUAUCAAGAGGAGAAAAUUUGGCACAAUGGUGACAUUAUCAAGAACAGGACGUACGUCCAAAAUUGAUGAUAAGACAAGAAGAAAACUGGUCAGGUAGGGUACCAAGAGGCCGACAGCAACACUUAAGGAGCUGCAGGAAUUUCUGGCAAGUACUGGCUGUGUAGUACAUGUGACAACAAUCUUCUGCUGUCUUCAUAUGUCUGGGCUAUGGGGUAGGGCAGCAAGACAGAAGCCUUAUCUUACAAAGAAAAACAUCAAAGCCCGGCUUAAUUUUGCAAAAAAACAUCUGAAAUCUCCCAAACACAUGUGGGGGCUGUUUUUCUUCAGCUGGAACUGGUGCCGUAGUCAGGGUGAAGGGAAUUAUGAACAGUUCCAAAUACCAGUCAGUGUUGGCACAAAACCCUCUGCCUUCUGCUUGAAAACUAAAGAUGAAGAGGAACUUCAUCUUUCAGCACGACAGUGACCCAAAGCACACAUCUAAAUCAACAAAAGAAUGGUUUCACCGGAAUAAGAUUGAGACUUUGGAAUGGCCCAGCCAGAGCCCAGACCUGAAUUCCAUCGAACAUUUGUGGGGUGAUCUGAAGAGGGCUGUGCAUAGGAGAUGCCCUUGCAAUCUGUCAGAUUUGGAGCAGAUUUGCAAUGAAGAGUGGGCAAAUAUUGUCACAUCAAGAUGUGCCACGCUUAUAGACUCCUACCCAAAAAGACUGAGUGCUGUAAUAAAAGCCAAAGGUGCUGCAACAAAGUAUUAGUUUAAGGGUGUGCAUAAUUAUGCAACCAGGUUAUUUUAACUUUUCUAUUUUUAUCUUUCCCCUUAAAGGUUUUAGUUUGUUUUUCAAUUGCAUUGUACAGGUUAUAGGUCACAUUAAAGGUGGAAAAGUUGUGAAAAUAUUUAUCUUGCUGUCAUUUUCUUACAUCACGAAAACCUGGCAGUUGAACGGGGGUGUGUAGUUUUUUUUAUAUCCACUGUAGCUGUAAAUGUGUAGAGAGAAAGUGAUGCAUUAUUUUACUGCUUUGUUUUAAUUGGGUAACCACUUUAAUUGUAAGUGGUGUGAGAUAAAGUUCAGACUUAUAUGUUGGCUGUAGGGUGUCUAGAUCUGCUUUUUAGCUCCACUGUGUUCAGGUUGGGGCAUGUAAGUAAGAAAGGAAUGCUCUACCCUCAGCAUUGUUAAAGGAGUUAACAAGGAGAUUUCUGUGAGAAAUUCCUUGUUCAUAGCAGCCUGUGGGAUCCAUAAAUAUACUCAGUCUUCACCUUCAGGAGCACUCGACUGAUUUUCAAUGGCCUAUGCCGAUACUGAUGGCCAGUUGGCUGAUCGCCGAUCCACAAUUCACUUUUUUUUUGUUCAACACAAUUCAACAAUUUGACAAAGGAAUAUUUGAUCAAAUAAAUGUGGGUGAAAAAAAAAAUUGGAUAUCUGUCCAUAAAUCUAAAAUGGAUAAUCAUAACAGACGAACAGUUCAUAUAACAGAAGUUAAACUAGAAAAAUUGCAUUUCCUCGCAGAAAAUGCGUGGAAAUGCUGAGUGCUGAAAGCUGAAAAAGAAAUGCUAAACUGCCAAUAAAAAAUGGAGGCAGGUAUGAAUGGAAAACUGUUGAAAAGGUAGAGUAGAAGAAGAAGAAAUUGUAUGAAUAGAAGAAUUGUAGUAUAGCUGAAGGUAAAUUAGUUGGAUGAAUGUACAAAUUGUCUAAUAGUCUAAGUGAAAAACGUAUAUGACUUGUGAAUAAACAGAACUGAAAAGGAUAACUGAAUUUGAAUAACGAAUGCAUUAAAAUAAUGUGUAACAAUGUUCACAUUAAAUGUACAAAAAGUAAAACAGAUUUCUGCAUUCUGCAGCAUCCAACCAUAGUAACUUGAGAAUUCAGAACAGCACCAUCUAUUGCUGUGCUUCAGUUACUGCAUUCUGCAUUCAUUUCUAAUGGAACAAAUUUUGCAGAAAAAGUUGAAUAUUGCAAAAAGUAUAAAUGGUAGAAAGGUGAAAAGUAAUAGCAAUAAAGGAGUGCGUUAGUAUAAAAUUUGAAUGGUUAAAAUAGCACAAAGUGGGAAGGAGUUGAAAGGGGCCAAACAGGUAUGGAAUAAUAAUAAUAAUAAUAAUAACUAGAAAAAUUGCAUUUCCUUGCAGAAAAUGCAUGGAAAUGCUGAGUGCUGAAAGCUAAAAAAGCAAUGCUAAACUGCUAAUAAAACAUGGAGAAAGGUAUAAAUGUUAAAGCUGUUGAAGGGGUGAAAAAGAAAUAAAAUUCAGAUAAUUGUUUAAUUGGUUGAAGGACAAAUAGUUUGAAUAUGCUCUAUAAAACGAAAUUUUAUUACUGCUGAAAGAUGCUAGAAAAAUGUCUAAAAUUGCACAAAGUUUGAAUGAAGAAGGAAAUUGUCUUAAAAGGCAGCAAGGUGAGAAGUGGCAUAAGUUUAAGUUGUAGUACAAGAAGUAGUAUGACAAGUAGUGAAGUAGUGAUAUUAGUAGUCAUGUAAGCAGUAGAAGUAGUUUGAUAAUAAAAGAAUUAUAAGUCAAAGUAGUAGAGCAAGUAGAAAUAGUAGCAAUAGCAGCAGUAGAGAAAGUAGAAAUAGGAGCAAUAGCAGUUGAAGUGGAGGGGAAAGUACUAGUUUAAUUGACAUUAGCAGUAGUUGUAGUACUAGAGGUGGGAUUUUGUUUGAAGGAUGGAAUAAUGCAUAAAUAUUAAAACUAAUUGAAACAGGGAAAAUUUCAAUAAUUAAAAAUCCUCAAGUAUCAGAAAGUUUUUAAGUAUCAGAAAGGUUUGAAUCAGUUUAAAUGAGUUUAAAUUAGUUUGAAAAAUUAAAUAAUAAAUCAUCACUGAGUGACUUUAAAAUGUGAAAAAUUUAGAUGAAUAUAAAUCCUUAAUACACCCAACAAUGUCCUCAAUGAGCUUAAAUUGUGAAGCCCUGAAUGGUUUCUGUAGGUCAUUGUUCAUGGGAGGAGAUGGGGGCCGAAGUUUGUCUGGUGCUCUGGUGAAUGGUUUUAAAUGUAACCCCCAUUGCUCUGUGUACUGAGCCUGGUUUCUCAUAUGGCCGUUAGAAGCAGCCUUCCAGUCAGCUGUGUGUCUCCAGGUGCUCUUAUUGGUUGCCAUGGUGACGAUAGAUGCAUAACUACAGCAGGAGAAAGGAGGCUUGAGGCUGAGAACAUAAUGCCCAAACAACGCCCUAGUGCUCAUCCUCUGUAACUGCUAUCUUCAUGAUAAGGAGCUUGUGAGAACCACAAGACCCGGCUGAACACGUUGAUACAACUUCUGUGUUUGUGGAGCCAAAAAUGGCUUAACUCGGACAAGUUAAAUACAUGUCCAGUUUGUGUUUCCUCUGAAAAACCUCCUCUCACGUUUCUAUUGGAGUCAAUGGAGAAAGCUGGAGAAAUUUGGGGGAUGUCUGUGUCAGGUGGUGUCCGCCCAGGCCACUGUGUGUGUCCUACGGCUUUGAUUUUUGAGAUGAAGAGUGACAAGUGUUGCCAUCACUGUACCAAAUAUUAUCUGUAUAGAGUAAAGUGAGUUGCCACAAUCCUUUUGUAAAGACAAAGUUUUGAGGAUUCAUUUUCAGCCUGUCUCACUCUAGCGGCCAACAUUCCAUGCAAUACACACUAAUGUUAAAACCUGAAGAAGUCAGAAAAUCCUGUGACAGUUUGAACUGUCACUGUGAGAAAAGUAUGAAGGUCAUGAAGAUGGUGAAUGAAUGAGUGAAUGUCUGAAGAUGUGUGAAUAUUUUAAAGUUUGAAUGAAGUUUCUAGGUGGAAGUAUGAAUGAAUGAGAAGAGGUUGAAUUUGACUACUUCUGAAGCCCUUUUCCAAUUGACUCCCAUUAUAACAAAGUUUUAAACAAAUCUUAAUAUUUUGAAAAGUACAAAUGGGAUUAAAAAUGUUGAAGAUGUGGAAUAAUGCUGACGAAUUUGUGAAUAUUUUGGUGUUUGAAUGAAGUUUCUACGUGGAAGAAUAGGGGGGUUGAAGGCUUUUGAAGUUGUGUGAAGAAAAUGUGAGAAAAGGGCCAAUUUGAACAUUCCGUAAUGCAUUUCUAAUGGGAGAAAUUGGUCGGAAAACCUGGAAUAUCUCAGGAAGUAUAAACGUUAGGAAAAUUUUGAAUACAUCCCCGAAUGUCCUCAAUGAGAUGAAUAUUUUGAAGUUUGAAUUUUGAAUAACGAAAAAUCCUAAAUCCUAAAUCCCUUCAACGAACUGGUCAUCUGCAGGGUUAUUGGUGGAUGUAUCACCAGGUCAUUCAGAGAGUUUUUGUGGUUUCUCAAGAAACAAUCAAACUGAAGAUCAACAUUUGUGAUCCAGAGGGAGUCGAGCUCCGACGAGCACCACGUCUCUGACAACGGCCAUUUACGGGUAUUUACGGCUGCAUUGACGGAUUUAUCCUCAGCAUAUUCAUUUCUGCCUCCACAAAAGCAGCGAUUCCAAGUACACCUGUUUUUUUUACCGUGGAAAAGACGUAUUUCUCAUAUAUUCUUUUUUAAGUCUUUAUACUUGUGACAAUAUGAUGCUGAUGUGCCAAAGGAUGAAGUAUCUCCGUGUUUGUGAAACCCAUACUGAAGCACAGUUCCUUUAAAUGCUUCAUGGCCCUAAUUUUAACAACUCUCCUUUGAAAUAACAGGUAACAUUACGACUUUAUUCUUAUAAAUGAAUGACUUUAUUCUCGUAAAUUCACAACUUAAAUCUUGAAGUCUUUAAAAAAAUUCUCAAUAUGGCCCUCAUACUCCUGCACACAAAACAUGCAAUCAUUGGAUGAAUUUUGUGGGAAUGAUCUGUGCUUGUAUGUAUCUAUUGUUUUGUGUCUGUGCAAGGUGGCACAAUAAAAAAUAAAUGCAGCGCUCUGCGGCUUUUCUUCAAGUCAGUCGUGACGUGAGCCUGAGGGCGGGGACAUUUGGCGACUAAACCAGGAAUUCCUCUGAAGGGUAGCGUGUCCCAUUUCACAAAAACCAGAUCAUCUCACUCAGGGUACUCCAGUCCACUGUAGCGAUUUGAAUUUAUAAUAAAUGUCUGAAGAUGAGUAAUCUCAAAUUAUGACAUUUAUGCACUCGUUGAAAGGGGCACCACCCACCCUUAAUGGUGGGAAAAUAAAGAAAAACAAAAGUUUAAUUCAGAAAUCAAACAACAAGUCAAAUUUUAAUUAAUCAAUCUCAUAUCUUGAGCCGAAAUUCUCAUUUCAGGGACUCCACUUCUGGAAGAACACUAACAGACAAGAACUUAGAAAAAUAAUGAUCUGUUUAUUACAGGAUAAAUGAUGAUACAACAUACAUGCAAUAAAUGAUGAUAAGAUAUUGAGGAUAAAUAAUAAUAGGUGAAUAAAUAAAGAUUCUGAGUUAGGCUAGGAGCACUAAAGUGAUUGAUAGUGAGUGAAUAUGCGCUAACAUAUUAACCUACACUAACUUUGGUGUCAAGAUAAAUUUGAAUGUGGAUUUAGAGGAAUCUAAGAUUACCAGAAUAAGUGGAUAUCUGAGUUAUGACCGCAUGAGACAGCAUCAGCCCUCUUUGGAGUUCUGGAGGUUUGCAUACUUAAGUGAGACUGGUCCUUGGAGAAGAUAGAGCAGGUUCCGAAGGUCCGGGGCUACCGGCAGUUCGAGCGGUUCAGCUCAGAAGACGACUGAAGUCAGCCGAAGGAUGGGCCAGGAGUUGUAGCACUCGGGCCUGAAGUAAAGCCGGCGCCUGUGGAUCCUGUGGAUGCUCGUUUGGAUGCUUCUUUGGUCUCACUCAAAAACUCUGGCACAGAGGAUGACCUAGGCCUGCUGGGUUGCGUUCAGAGAUGACUUUGAAAUCACGCAGAUAACUCAGAAAAACGAGGCUCGAUGACCAGAGAAAACUUUCAAAAAUGGCUUGCGAAAUUAAAGAAAAAUCAAUCAAAGGCUUAAUCUUGAAUUGCUAUGCGCGCAAAAAGUUGAAGUUUCAAAACUUGAACUAAGACGAUGUUAAAGAAAAAUCAACGUGAAUCAACACGUGGCGUAAAACUUAGAAGACUAAGAAAAAGUAAGACUAAGUAGUAAGAGCCAAGAGAAAACGAAAAGUUGAACUUAAGAGUAGAAGAGCAAUAAUAGAAGAGCGUAAGGGCAUAAGAGGCAUAAGAGAGGAGAAGCGAGUGAACAACCCCACUUUACUGGUUUUAUCUUCUCACACUGGGAGUGUCUCCAGCGUGUGUGUGUGUGUGUGUGUGAGGAGAAAGAGGAUGGGUUGUGUGGUCUCCAAGCAGAGGAAAACUCGGAUCUCUGAUUAUUUGAUCUAACUUAUACUUUUGGCUGGUUAAAGAGUCAGAUCUGAUACUCACUCACUAUGAUUAAUAUCAUUGAAUGCUUGGUUUCAUGAUAAAUAAUUUGAUACUAAACACAUAUGAAUGAAGUGUAGGAUCACCUCAAACAUUCUCAUAUUUUAAGUAUCACAUUGAACAUGCUAAAUUACUCUGAAAUGAAACAGUAACACAUGGAAACUGUGAACAACAAAAGAGUAAACAUAUGUGAAUGAACUUCAUCAUGAUUAAUAAUGGAUUCUAAAUACUCACAUUCAGAUUAUUCAAUGAUAUUAUAACCACCUAAUGGUUAAAAUACUAAAUAAAUGAUUAAAAUAUAGACCAAACAUUUCUAAACCAUUUCUGUUACUUAGAGUAAAGUUAUGAUUCAUAGUCAAUAAAUUUAACUCUUAAAAGUUCAUGAAACAGUCUGAAAAGCUGUUGGUCUAAAGAAACAAAAGAAUAAAGGAUUUAUUCUGUCAGAGUGAUAACUUGGCUUCUGGAGCACAUAGAAAAACGGGAAACUUCUCAUUUUAACACAAAUUUCAUGAUUAGACAGAUUAGUACAUUGCUGAAUGCAUAAGAUGUCAUGAUCAGUCAUUUGUAUUCUUUCACCAAAGGAAUGUAGUUUUUAUCAUAGUGCUGGGCGAUAGGACGAUAGAUAUCGUGGGCACGAUAGAAAAUGUCUAUCGUGCCAUUUUUAUUUUUAGCGUUUCGGGCGAUAGGCUGUAUUUAAUCCAUAGGGCUUGUGCCAUCAGAUGAUUCAUAGUAACAACAACAAUAAUUGCACAUUCAGUAAGUGUAUUUGGUGUCGAACGGGAAAGAAAACAAUAUUUUCUUACAAAGAAAAGGAUGCGUUGACAUGUAGGCUUGCAUUUCUCUUUCGAUUUUGCGACAUGACGCCGCUUUACGUGCCCUCUUUGUGUCCAGCGUCUCCCGCCGUUGCGGGUUACCUGAGUUAUUCACGUGAGGGGAUCAUUGUAAGCAGUGCUUAAUUUGUGCCGGAGCAAGUCGGAGCGCUAUCCGGGACCUCUUUUGAUCGGAUCCGGGACCUAUUUCAGACGUUCCGGCACCUGUUUCAUCUGCUCCGGGACCUUCCCUGUAGAGGAUGACAUUUUUCGGAAAUUCCCGUGGGUCACGUGAUUCCGGCGGGACUCCCACGGGAUGGGAGUCAUUUUUUAAUUAAUACCUUGAUCGGGACGGGACGGGAAAAAAGCAACGGGAGUGGGCAGGAGUGGGAACAACAUUAAAAGAUGAUCAUUUUCAGCCGUGUUUAACAACCAGAUGAACAGGUGCGUCCAUUUUUGUAGUCAUCUCUCAGUGAGAACCACACUCUUGACCGCGCUAGCAACACAAAAAAACUACAACAGUGGUUUGACUUCCUGUCAGCUGGGAGCGCGGCUGCGCAUUUGUACCCUUCAAGCCAGCAGCGAGUAAACGUAAUUUUGUGACAUUCUGUAGUUUUUCAAUCAUUUCUGGAGUCGUGGCGAAUCAAAUCACCUUACCUGUCUGCUCCUGAUAGGCGAAUAAAGCGCUCGGAUUCAUGCUCGGGUCUUGCUACGUGCUUCAAGAGUAAAGUAAACAAUGAUGGAGGCAGAGAGCAGCAUUGGAGGAGAAACAUCUAGCAGUGUGAACAACCUCUUCAAAAGAGCCCUAAAGACCUACCUUUUUAAUAAAGCCUUUGGUUAGUUUUCCUCUAUGCUUUAUGCUUUUACUACCUUGCCUCUUACAUUGCAACUCUUCUAUUUUUUUUUUUUUUUAAUUCUUUUUUUAUGCCAAUCUGUGACUGUCAUUCUAUUGCUUUUUUUAUUGUUGCUGCUCUUUUUUUACUGUGUACUGUAGCACUUUGAGAUUUUUUGUAAAUGUAAAGUGCAUUAAAAAUUAAAUUUAUUAUUAUUAUUAUUAUUAUUAUUAUGGAGUGCUUUGGCUCACACUAUCGGCGUUUUCUGUGAGUGUUGCGUAACUUUGGGUGAGCACAGACAUGAACGCACUUCAGCCACGUAUUUAUUUAUUCAUUUUUCUAGUUUUAAGUGCUGGUCUUGUACUGGUACUGUACUAGUGCAGCUGUAUACACUUAAAUUUUUCAUAGAACUGAAAGCAUACCAUAGCUAUAUCGUGAUAUAUAUCGUUAUCGUGAUAUAAAAUGAUCCAUAUCGUGAUAUACAUUUUUUUCCAUAUCGCCCAGCACUACUUUAUCAGUGUAUGGUCGAGCAGGGUUUUACGACCGAGGUCUGGAGGUCAGUGUCCUGCUCCUCAGCUUCCCUUGGGGUCCGUAUGUUCACACACUUUAAGACGGUAAAUCUCAAAUGGGAGAUCUGGGUUGAAGCGUUAAUGUUUAUUUAGAUGGUCAGCAAUGGAGUCAGUUUGAAAGGUAAUAAAAACUCUGUCUCUGUUCUCCGAAUUGACCAAUCGUGAAGAGUCAGAGGUUUGGUCAACCUCCGGUCGGGUCGCUUAGGUAACCUGAAAGUGCAAACAAGUCUGGAAAGAUUUAUAUCCUGUGUCCUGGGACCAGAUUAGGAAACUUUCCUGUGAGGAAUGUGUGAGUUUCACACCCAGGGUUGUCUUGAUUGCUACACCACAUAACGGCAGUGCGCUCAGCUAAGCCCGCUUAAGCGCGCUUAUCAUGAUGCAGUCUCUGAAAUGAGACACAGCCUCAGCCUGGCCUCAUGUGUCUCAUAUGGCCGUUAGAAGCAGCUUGCCAGUCAGCUGUGUGUCUCCAGGUGCACUAAUUGGUUGCCAGGGCAAAGGAAGAUGUGUCACUGCAGCAGGAGAGAGGAGGCUUGAAGCUGAGGAAAUGGCUCUCCAACAAGGCCCUGAUGGUCAACCUCUGUAUAUAUUCAUGAUAAGGAGCUUGUGUGAACCACAAGACUCUGCUGAACACAUUAUUACAAUUUAUUAUCACAAUCCUUAAAACAUCCCAAAGUGUCCUCAAUAAGCUGAAUUUUUCAAGCCCAGAAUGGUUUCUGUAGCUCAAAGUUUGUGGGUGGAGAUAGGUGGUGAAGCAGACACAACAUUUCUGUGUAUUUUAGCUAUUUAUCAGUAUUUUAUAAUUUUAUCUAGUUUGAUGUUUUUAGCUGAUUUAGUUUAUGUUUUUAUUGCAUUUCUCUAGUGUUUUCUCAAUAGGGGGGCCACCUGCACUGGAGGCUGUGACUGGUUUCUCUGCCUCGUGGUGUGGACUCAGCUCAGCCAGGCAGUGGUCUGCAGCAGUGCUUGCUGCUGUGGGCUCCUUACUGGCCGGUAGCAGGGUGCGCACCCGGAAGGAGGUGUCCUGGCCCUGGGCCGUGAGCGGCCUCCAGUGCAGUCGGCCUCCUGACAUCAUUUCCUGAUUUGGCUCCUCUGUACUCAGCCACACGCUUUUAAGAUUGCAUUAUCUGUGUGUGUGUGUGUGUGUGUGUGUGUGUGUGUGUGUGUGUGUGUGUUGGGGUGGGCUCUCGGUGAGGGUUGGGGUGAGGUGGCGGGCUGGAUAUGGGGGGGCUCAUUAUUUUAAAUUGUAAAGCACUUUGUGCUGCAUUUCUUUUAGCCUGAAAAGUGCUAUAUAAAUAAAGUUUGAUUUGAUUUGAUUUGAAGUGGCAUAAGUUUAAGUUGUAGUUCCAGUAUUAGUAUGAUUAGCCCUGAAUGGUUUCUGUAGCUCGAAGUUUGUGGGAGGAGAUAGGGGCCGAAGUUUGUCAAGCGCUCUAGUGAAGGGUUUUAAAUGAAACCUCCAGUGCUCUGUGUACGGAGCCUGGCUUCAUGUGUCUCAUAUGGCCGUUAGAAGCAGCUUUCCAGCCAGCUGUGUGUCUCCAGGUGCACUGAUUGGUUGCCAUGGUGAAGGUAGAAGCAUCAAUACAACAGGAGAAAGGAGGCUUGAAGCUGAGGAAACAGCUCUCCAAAUUGAUUCUUCUUCACAUGGCGCAAUUUCCUUAAAGUCCAGCAUAAGUGUAAGAUCAGCAUUUCCACUUAAUAAUAAUAAUAAUAAUAAUAAUAAUAAUAAUAAUAAUAAUAACAAUAAUAAAGAAAUGGGAGAAUAACAAUAAGUGGAAAUGCUGUGUCAGCAUUUCCACUUAUUACAAUACUCACCAGUGACUGUUUUGAAUUUGAUUUGCUGUUAAUGGCUGAUUCAAAUGAUCAGCUUGUUAUCAAGCUCUGUAAUAGCUUAAUAACGAGCUAAUCAUUUGAAUCAGGUGUGUUGGAGCAGGGAAACAUCCAAAACAUGCAGGACAGUGGGCCUCGAGGACUGGACUUGAGAACCACUGGACUUUAUAUAGAAUGGAUAUGGAGGGGCAGAACUGCAUGUAACUGAAAUCUCAUACAGUUAAUUAGAAAUGGGUUUGAUGGGAAGGGUUCAGCACUGCUACCUUUCUGCAGAAAGAGAUGAUCAGUCUCACCUCUGUGUUCAGCGGGUAAUCUGUUACUUUGUUACUUGGUCAACAAUUGAGUAAUACCUUCUGACCAAAAUUCCUGUACACUUCCUCCACAGUGACUAUUUAUUCAAGCUGCUCCUGAUUGGUGACUCCGGUGUUGGGAAAUCUUGCCUUCUCCUCCGAUUUGCCGUAAGUUUCACAAAAAUGGAUCACAGUUUCUUUAUAUCCCCAAGUUGUUUUCUGUAAAAUAGUUAAAAAAUAGUCAUGAAAAAUGUUAAAAGCUGUCUUAAAUUAGUCAACAGUACAUUUUACCAGCUAUAACUGUUAUUCUUGUUACCUUAGAGACAUGCUCUCUCUUCCUCUGUGCAGGAUGAUACAUACACAGAAAGUUACAUAAGCACUAUUGGAGUGGACUUCAAAAUACGAACCAUAGAACUUGAUGGAAAGACUAUUAAACUUCAGAUCGUGAGUAACCAAAUGCUUUUUUACGCACUAGAAAGUAAUAUCUGUCUCUGCCUUUUACCAUGGUUGUGUUCAGAGGGCUGGUUUUUCCCUGAACAAUAAAAUGGUCAGAUUAUUUCUUAAAUCAGCCUCUAGCUUUCAGCAAUAUCCAUAUGCUGUCUUUGGAUCGGUGCUCUUGUCUUAAUUGUUUUAACUGUAAAAGCUCGCCUGGAGGCAAGUGAGUUGAGGUGGUUGGAUUACCUGGUAAUCCUGUGAGUGCUAAAAUGGCUGUGAAAUUGUUACACAUAAUUUCUAUGACACCAAACUUGGAGGGAUUGCAGGUUAGAUGUUGUAGAGCAGAUCCAAUGAAUAAAAUGCCUACUCACAUUGGGCUUACUUAUACUUUUGACAAUAAAAUUCCUUUUUUUGUUUUUGGACAGAGAUAAAAUUUUGAUUUUUUUCCUGUAAUUUAUCUGAUACCAUUUUAGCAUUAUAAAGGUCACAGCCAAUUUUUCACUUGAUUUAGAUUCUGAAAGAUAUCACCUUUUCAUAGACACCAAGAUUGUGGAUCUAGGCCCCGCAGUUGAUGAGCUGUUACUGAUUUACUUUGGGUAUGUAAUUUCAGGCAGAAAUAACCCUGAAAUAGCUCAGGGUCCAAGUGGUUAAACCCUGUUUAUGUGGUUGUUCUAAACCCAUAUCUUGAUUUGUCCAAGAAGUAUUUUUCUUCCAAACAUUGUCCAUUUUGAACAUUUUAAAUGUUGUCUUCGCACCAUUCUCAGUUAAAUAUGAAAACAAUGUGGGUGAUAUCCCGUACUUAAUCCAUUGCAUCAACAAAUAUAAAAGGAUCUGUAGAAUUGUGCCCUCAAUAAUGAUUUGUUUAUUUGUAUUUUAUUUUUAUUGAUCCUGGGCAAACUUAAUUUGUAAUUACAAUUAAUUAAUACAAUUAGUUAAUACACUGACAAGCCACCUGUGUAGUGGGCAUGUUUAGUAAAAGCCCUUCUGCACUUGGCUGUUACUGAUUGCAGUGUCUAGCAGUAUUUCUUAAUUGCUAAAACACUAAAUCCUAUUGUCUGAAGCGGCCUGAACCCAUUCAUUGAACCAGUCACUCUAACAUGAAGUGGACGCCAUCUGCCUCCUCACUGGGUAAAUCCAUCCACAGCGGAUGCCGCAGUGGGUUGCUCUUUGAGCAGGCCAGGUAAUAUAGAGUUAAUAUGGCUUACCUGAGCCCCAGGGUAACAGAAGGUUAUUGCCUUUGGCACAGUUAUGUUCUGUACCAUAGAAGAACCCACAAUGUCAGCUUCAUUUAUAUAACAAAUUUAAAACAGCCAGUGGCCUACCAGAGUGCUUUCGAAUGAAUAAAGGCAGAAACAAUAAAAAAAUACAAACUUAACUAAAUUCAACAUGCUAAAACCCAAAACUUAACUUUACACUGCUUUGAUGCCAAAGCCAGUACUUCUGACACACACCAUGUCAAGCAAGAAUAAGUCGGCCAAAAGAGAAGAUGCCAAAAAAGAGGAGCCACCUGCGGACACUAAUUUGAUUAGCUUGCCAGUUAUCACGAGCUUGCCAAAGGAGCACCAUACGUCCAUCUCAGCCUCCUUCUCCACUGAGUUGAAGUCAGCGUCUGCAUCCCAGAAAACCAAAUUGGAUGCAGUGCAAGCUACAGUAACUGACCAUGGUAGACAGAGUUUGGACCUGGAGACUCAUGCCAAUUCUCCUGAAGAUUGUAUUGAGGCCCUUGAGUCUUAAUACAACUCAUAACUGACAUGUAUGCUAAAGUGAAGGCUAAACACAGGGUUGGGGCGAUUCGCAGAUGCAAUCGACAUAAUCAAAGUAAUGGACUACAGAAAUUUGUUGACGCAAAAAACAUGCUUGGACGCCUCACAUGAUUAUGUAGACAAUGGCUACCUCGGGUAACGGUGGAGGCAUGGACGGCGAACGAGCUCCACCUAAUGGGGUCCAUUUAAAAUCUAUUUUAGCAUGAUCUAUGAGCAGCUCCUCUCAAUCAAUGCAUGUGUUCUUCCUGGCUUCCUCGUUCACAUUUCUAAGAUCGCACUGCUUUCAUUUAAUCGAAUGACCCACUGCUGGUGCAGCAAACGCCACAGUGGAUGCUGCAUCAUAUGCCCUGCAUCCCAUAUCUAUUUUAUUCACUGUCAGCAUUUAGCUUGGAGUUGAAGCAUCAGUUUUGUGCUUUUAUUUGUCCUAUAACUAUCAGCUGUCUGAUUGACGACGAUAGCUUGCUAAUGCUAAUACUUAGUACACGCGAGCUCCACUGCACAUAUUUGUACUAAUACAUGAGUCCAAGGUAGAUUCACAUAAGAAAAAAAAAAAGAUUUUUAAAGUGUCGCGGCUUUUACUUAACCUACUUAACCAUCGAUUGCAUAUAGGGAAAACCCUGUUAUCUAGCGCCGUGUCUUAUUCAGCAUGGUAAACAAACACUGUUGCCAGCAUUAUGUGACCGCGGCCCACAAUGCAUUGCAACAUAAUGGGCCUUUUUUGGUUGGUUGAGUGGCACUGACUUGCUCACUAUUAAAUGAAAGAUAGUAUGAAUCUUCUUUAUUGUUACUUGACAGUCAUUGUAACUAUGAGUAAGGUGAGCAUGCACCUGUUAAGGAAGGCUGCUAAGCAACAAUAACCUAUCAGGCUAGUGGACCUAAAGGCAGGUUACCGUAAAAUGAUAUACUGCAGUUAACAGUAUGUUGCCCAAGUGCAAGCUUUUGGCUGAAUGUUACUUACAGUUAACUUUAGAUAAGCUUAAAAGCAAUGUUCAGUGCUUGUGAAUGUAAAAAAGCAUUGAUAAAAAUGGACUGUUUUUUGUUUUGUUUGAUUUCGAGAGAAUCUUGAAUAAUAAUAAUAACUUUUUCAAGAAUUAAUUCUUGAAGGGAAAUUCAAUUGUCUGUUGUCUCACAAAAUGUGUCUCCAAAAGUUAUCUACUAUUUACACAAGAGUUAUAAAGCCUGAUGGCUGUUGGUACAAAAGAUCUUCUGAAUCUUUCUGUCCUGCAGCGAAGAGAGAGGAGCCGUCCACCACCAUUGGCCCUUUGGUCCAUCAAGGUGUUGUCAAGUGGGUGAUCCAUGUUCUUGAAAAUAGUCUCCACCUUCCUCAAUGUCGAUCUCUCCACCACAUCCUCCACUGAGUCCAGCUUGAGUCCGACCACAGAGCCAGCCUUUUUUAACCAGUUUGUUAAGACAUCUUGCAUCUUUGUGUUUGAUGCUUCCUCCCCAGCAGACUGCAGCAUAGAACAGAACACUUGCCACCACAGACUGAGAAGACAUUUUCAGUAACUUACUACAGAUGUCCAUUGAUCGGAGUCUUCUCAGGCAAAAGAGGCAGCUCUGCCCCUUUCUGUAGAUGAAGUCUAUAUUCUUUGACCAGUCGAACGUAUUACCCAGAUGUACACCUAGGUAUUUAUAUGAUGUCACCACUUUGAUGUCCACUCCACAGGUGUUCACUGGCUAAAGAGGGGGUUUGGAUCUACAGAAGUCAAUGACCAUCCACUUUGUCUUUGAGGUGUUGAGGAGGAGGAAGUUUUUGUGAUUCCAGUCAUUGAAGGCUCUUAUCAGAUCUCUGUAUUCAGCCUCUUGUCCGUUUCUGAUACAUGCCACAGUAGCAGUGUCAUCUGAGUAUUUCUGGAUGUGGCAGGACUCAGUGCUGUAUUCAAAGUCUGACGUAUACAAUGUGAACAAGAAUGGUGCCAGGACUGUCUCUUGUGGAGCCCCUGUACUGCUCAUUUAUGUCCCAGAGACACAGUGCCAUAGCCUGACAAACUGUGGCCUUCCUGUCAGGUAAUCUGCAAUCCAGGAAACAGAGGCAGAAUUCACUCCCAUCUCUGUGAGCCUGUCUUUGAGUACGGAUGGUUGGAUGGUGUUGAAUGCACUUGAAAAGUCGAAGAACAUGAUCCUCACAUAAACCCCAGGUUCCUCCAGAUGAGACAGGGCAGGGUGAAGCAUGUAGAGGACAGCAUCAUCCACUCCAAUGUGUUAUUUGUAUGCAAACUGCAGGGAAUCCAGUUUGUCUUUGACCUCAGACCUCAGAUGGCGUGAAUCAGCCGCUCCAGGGUUUUCAUGAUGUGUCAAGUGAGGGCCACUGGUCUGUAGUCAUUGAGUUCAGCCAGACAUUUUGUCACAUUUUUGACACAGACCCGCCCCAGCUGUAGACUAAGGUUGAAGAUCCUGUGGAGAGGUUGACACAGUUCUGCAGCACAGUCUCUAAGCAGCCGUGGACACACUCCAUCUGGACUAGCUGCCUUCCCAGGGCAAAGUCUUCCAAGCUGUAUCCUCACCCCUGUUUCGGUGACAGACAAGGACUGGUGGUCUAGGGAGGAGGUAGUUGAAGUGGUUGAGACAUCUAUGAGAUGGAGGAGGAAUGGGAGAAGCAGUGCUUAAUUUGUCCUCCAGGAGGUGCCGGGUCCCCCUCUGGAGCGCGCGCGCCAUAAAAAUGUGUUUUUUUCUCUGGUUUUUAACGCGUUUUUAUUGUCUUUUUCACCUCAAUUUCCGCACCAACCUAGUAUAACAUUUGCAGCAACAUUUGGCACACCAUGUGGCCCAUCAGAACACUUGGAAUCAAUUUGGAAUGAGCAAUAUAAAUAACUGACAUAUUGCAAACAAACAUUUUUAUUAACAGAUUUCUUUGACACCAGUAUAGCCAGUCUUACUCUUAGCGUGUCACUGUCACCUAAGCACCACAUCAGAAAAAUAAAAUACAAUAAAGUUAACAAAAACCUGAGAAUAUAAAAUAAAGAAAAAAUUAGACAAAAAGGUCUCUAUUUGGAAGGAUGAAAUUGAAAACAUAAAUGACCAAACAUCACUAGAAUGAUGAGUUGUGCACACUGCACAGUAAUAAUGUAUCCAACCAAACUUGACAGACAACAGAUAAAGUUUGAUUAAAUGUCCUGUCUAUUUGCCACGUUGUUGUGUGCUUUGUCCAUGAAUAACUUUAUGCUUGUUGACCGAUUGUCUUCUCUUGUAAACUGUUGUCACCACAAAGGCCUCCCAGCUCCCCUCCUCCUGUCUCUCUGACUCACUGGCUCUCCUGUCCUUGCUCCAUGUAGUUUCCCUUCAAAUGGAGGGGACAUUGAAUUAGGAAAGAAUAUUUUAUUUUAAAAAGAAAGCCUAAAUAGAGUGUCACUCUGAUGCGUUGUCAAUCACGCUGCAACUGUAUACCAUUCCAAUGCGCAUUGCGUUGUGACACGCGACGGCAUAAAUCACUUUUUCCCCCUGUUUUACCUAAUUUCUGAGUAAAAUGCAUAAGAAAUAAGCCAACAGGCGUCACUUCAGGGAGAAACAAAACACAGAGAAAACAUAGAUAGAUAUUUAUUGAGGUCCCGGAGCAGAUCAAACAGGUGCCAGAGUGGCUGAAAUAGGUCCUGGAUCCGAUCAAAGAGGUCCCAGAGCGCGCUCCGGCAGAAAUUUAAGCACUUGGGAGAAGUUGUAGUGGAGAUUUGUAGUGGAGAAGAAGGUGAAGUAGCAGUGGAAGUGGGUGUGACAGCAGUGUCAAAUCUGUUGAAGAACAGGUUGAGUUCAUCAACUCUUUCCAGAUCACCCACCACUGGCUGUCUUUUCUUUUUAUUGCUGUGCCCAGAGAUGGUACUGAUUCCUCUCCACACUUCACGGAUGUUGCUGUGUUGUACUCCAGCUUUGCCAUCUUCAGUCUCCUCUGUAACUCUUGUUGCACUUGUUUGAGUCAUCUUUGAAAGCUUUCUUUUUCUGGCUAAGGAUUGUUUUUAUGUCACUUGUGAUCUAGGGCUUGUUGUCGGGGAAACAGUGAACAGUCUUUGUGGGUAUCUCUACAGAAAUUGACAUACUCAGUAAAGCAGUCAACCUGUUUGUCAAUGUUCAUAGUAUUCACAUCUGUUUCCAGCAGCACAUUCCAGUCUGAUGAUUUAAAACAGUCCCUUCGCUGGCAUGAGGUGUCCAUCUUCUGAUUUUGUCCAGCUUAUCACUUUUGUUGGGCAGAGAGUUAACGUGAUGAUUGAUGGAAGAAAUGGUUUAUAUCACCACCUCCUAGCAUUCAGCUUUGCCUUCACCUUUGCACCAGCAUGGCAACCACGAUAACACCUCCUGAUGUCCUCUGGAAUUGUAUGUUGUUGUCCAGAUUUGCUUUUCCUCAGUGAAAGGAGCUCUUCUCUUGAGUAAACUUGGUUGUUGGACAUUUCAAAGACAUUUUUUCACUUAAAGGGCAACUACUCUCUGGCUACUUGCGGGGGAGGCCAUGUGGAGGCUGUCUCCCCCCCCCCCCCUUUUUUUUUUUUGUGUGGCUUUUUUAAUAAAAUCUCUUCUAUCACUUUUUUUGGGUUUCAACCAUAUACUAAACUAUCUAACAUUGGAUACCAUGCAAACCGACCACUAGGGGAUGCACUCAACUCGUUUGCGGUGUUUUUUUAAAAACCUUAUACCCAUACCUAACACUAUACUAAAAUUCAGAAGUUUACAAAAUUUCCUAAUUUUUCCUGAUCCCAUCUAAGCUAAGUACAGAAUUUAGACGUUGAUAAAAGCAGGUAUUUUAGUACCAUGUGCAUCUAUUACAAUUUGUAAGAUACAGCAUACUUACUGUGAGUUACACCUCACAGUUGCAACUGCACAGAGCUGUACACAUGAGACCCAAUUUGUAGCACUUGCACCUGCUUACACUACUUAUCACCGGCUUGAUCAUGUCAGCAAAAAAAAAAAAGAAAAUGUAGGACUCAUUGAAGACCAUGGAAUCACAUUAGAUUUCUCAGGUGUUCAUAAUGUUAUAUAUAACCCCCAGACGAUGUGGUGGAGAGAUGCACACUGAGGAAGGUGGAGGCUAUGCUGAAGAACAUGGGGUAGCAACCUCAUAAGACCUUGAUGGACCACCAAAGCUUCCCUCACUUCACUGCAGGACAGAUUCAGAAAAUCUUUUGUACCCACAGCCACCAGACUGUUUAAUUCUUCUGUAAAUAGUAGCUGACAUAAAUGACAUGAGACAUGAAAUAACAGACAACUGAGUUUUCCUUUUGGGAUCAACAAAGUUCCUCUUUUCAUUCAUCCAUGAUGAUGAAUGAGAUGAUAAAUGAGAUGAAUGAGAAUCUACAUGGACAAAGUUCCUCUUAUCUUCUCCUAUCCUAUCUUAAAGGGCAGAUUCAUAAGAUGGUGCUUUCAUUUGUUUCUGACAUGAUUUUCAUUCACUCUAAUUAUAUUUAAUCUUUUUCCUUUUCCAGUGGGAUACGGCGGGUCAGGAAAGAUUUCGUACAAUCACAUCAAGCUACUACAGAGGUGCUCAUGGUAUCAUUGUAGUGUACGAUGUUACAGACCAGGCAAGUAUCCCUUGACAUUUCUACACUUAUCAAAGCCAGUUUUGUUUAUCUAUAAGAAGAUGGUAGAUAGAUCACAGUUGGAAUUUCUUCUGGUGGUUUAAUUUCCAUCACCAUCUGAUGUAAUGUGGAAAUGAUACAGCUAACUGUAUUUUAUCAGCUGUGACUGCUGCACAUAAAAACGUAUUAUGGAAUAUGUGUGAUCAAAGUAAUGCAGGUUCCUCAUGUAGAGCUGUUGGUGUCAUAUUUAGAAUCAGAACAGGACUCAGGAAUUUACUCCAGCAGAAAGUUGGUGCUACCAAUUCCUACAAGCGUCCCAACUUUUCUUGAUGACUUACAACCCCCUCUGUCUGCAUAAAAGUAGUGUUGGAACACAGUGGGGUACCAUACUGUUGUGAGCAUUGUCUUAACAGUAGUGUAGUGUAAAUAGUGUGUUACUGGCAAGGCAAUUAACCAUAGAAGAGAGACAGACCAUCAUAACACUUAAAAAUGUAGGUCUUUCCAACAGAGAAAUUGCCAAGAAAGCCAAGGUGUCAGUGAGUACAGUUUCCUUUACCAUCAAAAGGCACUCAGAAACUGGGGGAAAUGAUGACAGGUAGAGGUUUGGCAGACCCAAAGCCACAACAGCAUUACAAGACAAGUUUCUGAGAGUCACCAGCCUGCGUGAUAGGCGGCUUACAGGAUAAAAGCUUCAAGCACAGCUUAAUCGUGGUCGCAGUGAGCAAGUCUCAGUUUCAACUGUGAAGAGAAGACCUCGAGUUGCAGGUUUGAUGGGUCGAGUUGCAGCAUGAAAGCCAUUGCUGAGACUUCAGAAUAAGAAAAAGAGGCUUGUCUGGGCCAUGAAACACCACCAAUGGACUACUGAAGAAGAAGGUGUUAUGGACUGAUGAAUCCAAAUUUGAAAUCUUCGGUUCAUCACACAGGAUUUUUGUAUGCCAUUGAGUAGGCAAAAGGAUUGUUCCUCAGUGUGUGAUGUCAGCUGUCAAACAUGGAGGAGGAAGUGUGAUGGUCUUGAGCUGAUUUGCCGGAUCCAGGGUCAGUGAUUUGUACAGAGUGAAAGGCACCCUGAACCAAAACGGCUACCACAGCAUUCUGCAGCACCAUAAAGUACCCUCUGGGAUGCGCCUAGAUGAUCAGGGGUUAUUAGAUUAGAUUAAAUUAGGGGAAAUUAAAAUUGUUGACAGCAGCAGUACACACAACAUACACAUUCACACAUACCAGGUACAGAAACAAAUAAAUAAAAAUUAAAAAACUAGUGUAAAAAUCCCAUAGCUAGAUAAUGAUCCUACAGCAGGAUAAUGAACCAAAACAUAAGUUCAAGCUUUGCCAGAAAGAAAGAACAAGAAAAAAGAACAAGAUGGUAAGCUUGAAAACAUGGAUUGGCCAGCACAGUCUCCAGACUUAAACCCCAGCGAGCUGUCAAAGGCUGUCACAAGCACCAGCCAUCCCAACUGCUCUGGCUGCCAUGGAGAGCAUUGCAGGGGGAUGACAGGCAGUGUGACAGGGCAGUGGUCUGCUGGGGAGGCGGUCCACAGAGGUGGCGCGACACGGCUCAUCCCAUUGUUGACCCCUGGGGUGCUGGUUGUUAUUAUUAUUAUUAUUAUUAGUAGUAGUAGUAGUAGUAGUAGUAGUAGUAGUAGUAGUAGUAUAUUGUGUCUGCUGUUAGAAUAUGUGGAGGACUUGCUCUAAAUGAUGGUAGUUACAAAGGUAUAUAGAUAAACAGUUAUUAAUCGUCACAGUGAGUUUAUCUGCUACAGAGGUCACUCAUCCCUGCUGCCACAGUGCUAGAAAGGAGAAAGUCAGCCCCGGCAGCCAUCACAGAAGUUUGAAACAGUAGAAUCAUAAUUUUUUCUUGAAUCCCAAAUCUUUGAGUGGAUCCAGAGCUUGUGUAGAGUAUUUUAAGUGUUAAGACCAAGGGUCAGCAACCUCUAACACUCAAAGAGCCAUCUCGACCCAUUUUGCACACAAAAAUAAACACAGGGAGCCACAAAACCCAGUUUGACACCAAAGAUAAAGAUAACACUGCACAUAUUUUUUUAACCUUGAUGCAAAGUAUCUUGAAAAAAUCUGUAGUGUGUUACAUAUACGGAAUUAAUCAAAUGCUGCCAAGAAAACAACAUUUUGGUCACAAUUUUAUUAUAUAGCAUAUAGCUAACCAAAAAUGCUGUCUGCUUCUGUGUGCUGUCAUCAUUUUAUCAUGCACUGGCGUUUGCAGUCAGCUGUCAUCCUGAAUAAAAAAAAAACAGUUUCAUUGAACAAUGUAAGAUAUAUAUACAUAACUUAAUAAUGUGGCUAUGAGUCGGGAUGCUUGGACAUUUUGAAAUAGCAGCUUUUCUUUGAGAAAAAAAGACUUAAUCGUGCAGCACAGUUGUUUCACAACUAUUUGCACGCAAGGGCUAACUUUUGAGUAGCUUUGGGCGAAUUGUCAAGGCUGAGAUUACAACUGAGAUUUUCAUUUCUUGUAUGACAGCCCAUAUUUUUCAUCGAAGUGACCUCCUUUGUGGAUGUGCUUGUGUUAAUCAGCUGUCUAACUAGGCUAACAGACUCGCUGUGAGUGAGACUGAGUACGUAUUACAAAGUUGACCCAGCAAUUUUACAUCAGUUGGAGAGGCAGAAAUGCUCUUUUGUUUCAACAUAACUUAAAUUGCACAUGAUUUCCAAAUUGUUUGGUUUGUUAAAAACAUCUAAAAUGGCAGAAAUUUAUAUGGCAGAAAUUUAUAUGAAAAAUAAAUAUUUAUAUUUUUUUGCUAUUUCUUAUUAUAUUUAUCCCUAUAAUAGAAAUAUUAUUAAUAUAACAGACAUAAAAUGAAUAAAUGUUUUAUAUAUAAAUGAUUUAAUAUAACUGCCUCGUGUGUGUAGGCCUAUAGCUAUUGCUCUACCUAUCUGCUUAAUGUUAAUUUAUGAAAAUCCAUGGUUAAAAUUAUUCUUGAGUAUGCAGGAACAUAACUAAAACUCUGAGGUUUGUUACAAACCAAACCAUUCGAAAAUCUGUUUCAGAUUAUGCACAUAAUGUGACUGAGCACCCUGAGAGUGGCAGCAAGCCACAGCAGCUCCUCACAGACUUAACGUUUUUGCCUUCUUAUUGUUGUUUUUUGGCACCGUAUUUGUCUUUCUUUUUUUAGCAGUGUUGUGUCUUGCAUAUUCCAACCAUGGAUGUGCAUUUCAUGACUCUCGCACUUUGUUUUCUUUUACUUUUCGGAGUUUUUAAGUCCGCGUCCGGUGACCUGUUCAGCGGCCCCAUUGUUUACAGCCGUGAACAGCUGUUGGCACUGCGCCAAGCCCGGCCACCCUCGUGGGAGAGACCGUACAUCCCCGCUAGGCUCCGCAGGAGAAGAAGAGGAUGCAGGGCUGGAGUUCAGCAUUGGGCAAAGCGGAGACAUUAUAAACCAACUGUCCCGUCCAUCAUCAUGGGAAACGUGAGGUCUCUCCUUAACAAGAUGGAAGAGCUCACAGCGCUGACUAGGCUGCAGUGGGAGUAUCGGGAGUGCAGCCUCAUGAUGUUCACGAAGUCAUGGCUGAACGAACUCACUCCGGACCCACUCGUAACUUUGGACGGAUUUCACCUCGUCAGAGCGGACCGGAGCAUGAGAGAGAGUGGUAAGAAGAAAGGAGGCGGGAUAGCGGUGUAUGUAAAUGAGAGAUGGUGUAAUGCUGGGCACGUCAGUGUUAAAUAGCAGCGCUGACAUUGAGCUGCUGGCUGUGAGUUUGCGGCCAUAUUACCUGCCGAGGGACUUUUCGCACGUCAUCACGUUAACUGUUUACAUCCCCCCCUCGGCUAAUGCUGCUGCAGCCUGUGAACUCCUCCAUAGUGAAGUGUCCAAGCUACAAACAUCACACCCUCAGUCUCUGAUCAUCAUCUCUGGAGACUUUAAUCAUGCAUCGCUGUCCUCCACUCUCCCUACCUUCGGCCAGUAUGUAAACUGCCCAACAAGAGACAAUAAAACUUUGGACUUACUGUAUGCAAACAUCAAGGAUGCAUACACCUCCUCCCCCCUCCCCCCGCUGGGCCGCUCAGAUCACAACCUGGUGAGACUGCAGCCCAUUUACAUACCUAUGGUGAAGAAACAACCCCCCACCAUCAGGUAUGUUAAGAGGUGGUCUGAGGAGUCCACUGAGGCGGUGCAGGACUCUUUUGAGACCACAGACUGGGAUGUACUGUGCGGCCCACAUGGUGAUGACAUCGACACCAUGACAGACUGUAUCACGGACUAUAUGAACUUCUGUGUUGAGAACACUGUACCCACCAGGAAAGUACGGUGUUUCUCCAACAGCAAACCCUGGGUGACCCCGGAACUUACAGUCUUCAUGAAGGAGAAGAGGAGGGUCUUUAAAUCUGGGGACAAGGAGGAGCUGAGGAGGGUGCAGAAGGAGCUGAAGAAGAAGAUCAGAGAGGGAAAGGCCAGCUACAAGACCAAGAUGGAAAACCUUUUGCAACAGAACAACGCAAGGGAGGUCUGGAGAGGCCUGAAAUCCAUCUCAGGUCAUAGCAGGGGCCAUGAGAGGGGACCUGAAGCAGGAGACAGGGAGUGGGCCAACGAGCACCGGCAUCAUCAACCCCCCUCCACUCAUCCUCCACCACCCCCUCCAGCACCACCCCCAGCCUCUCCAUAACAGCUGACCAGGUGAGAAGUGAGCUGAGGAAGAUGAAGCCAAGGAAAGCCAUGGGUCCUGACGGCAUCAGCUCCAGACUCCUGAAGGACUGUGCAGACCAGCUCUGUGAGGUGCUACUGCACAUCUUCAGCUUGAGCCUGAGUCUGGAGAGGGUCCCAACACUGUGGAAGACUUCCUGCGUGAUUCCUGUCCCCAAGACAGCACACCCCAGGGAGCCCAACCACUUCAGACCUGUGGCCCUCACUUCUCACCUGAUGAAGACUCUGGAGAGGAUUGUGCUGAGGAACCUCCGCCCCCCGGUGGGCUCUCAUCUGGAUCCUCUGCAGUUUGCGUACCAGCCGAACAUCGGAGUGGACGACGCUGUCAUCUACCUGCUGCAGAGGUCCAUGGCCCACUUGGAGAACACCGGCAGCACUGUGAGGGUCAUGUUUUUUUACUUCUCUAGUGCUUUCAACACCAUCCAGCCUUCACUGCUCAGGGGGAAGCUCGAGAGGGCGGGAGUGGACUGUCACCUAGCGGCAUGGACCGUGGACUGCCUCACCGACAGACCACAGUUUGUGAGGCUUCAGAACUGUGUAUCGGACAUGGUGGUCUGCAGCACGGGGGCUCCACAGGGGACAGUGCUCUCCCACUUCCUCUUCACCCUGUACACCUCAGACUUCAGCUACAACUCCGGGAGCUGUCACCUCCAGAAGUUCUCUGAUGACACAGCCAUCGUCGGAUGUGUAUCGUCGGGGAUGAGCGGGAAUACAGGACUGUCAUCAGUGACUUUGUCAACUGGUGUGGCACAAACCACCUCCAGCUCAACGCCAGUAAGACAAAGGAGAUGGUUGUGGAUUUCCGCAGGAGGAGGACACCUCAGACUGUUCCAGUGAACAUCCAGGGUCUGGACAUCGAGAUGGUGGAGUCCUACAGAUUCCUGGGUGUCCACCUCAACAAUAAACUGGACUGGUCAACCAACACAGACGUACUGUACAAGAAGGGCCAAAGUCGUCUCCACCUGCUGAGGAGACUGAGGUCUUUUGGAGUGUGCAGGACUAAUGCACACACUUGUUCCAUGAUCCUCCUCUCUAUUUCUCCAAGUUGGGCUUGCAUAGCGGGGCUUCGGGGGCGGAGCUUGCAGUUGUAACAUAGGAAAUAUCUGUGUCUGAGCCUGCCGGUUGGCUUUGCCAGAGAUUCAAAGGAGUUUGACUGCAGAAAUACUGAGAGCUGCAAUUUUGCACUUACUUUUCGCAUGAUAUGUCCCGUAGCAUCAGAAAAAUGCCAUGUGAACAUACAGGCAACAAAAAAAAUAAGAGAUUCAUCUUUAAUGUGACUUUUGCUUCUUGAACCUCAGUGUACAGCGUCCCCAGAUCAGGGCUGUAUGACGUCACCUUCAUCUUCACAGAGGAUUUCGAUUUUCGCAAGUCCAUAGUUAUGACCCAAAUUUUUAGGGACAAAAAAUUUAAAUACAUUUUUUUAAUGUAACAAGCGUAUCAUAAUCAUAGAAUAAAGAAUUACAUAAAGAAAAACUAACUGAAGUCGCGAGUUGUCAACCCCUGGUUUAGACCAUAAUGCUGUGCAACAGUGUUUUGGAAAAGCUCUCUUAGAUUAUGUUCUUCUCGUGGUGUCAGCUCACUCCCUGUCAAAAAAAACUCUAAAUAACUUCAGUACUUGGGUCUGAGAAGUCUUAAUGUUGAGAAGAAAGGUCUUUAAGUUGGCUCUGUGCAAGGUGCUAAUGUUUACCUGUUUUCUUUGCCAGGAGUCCUUCAACAAUGUCAAACAGUGGCUACAGGAAAUUGACCGCUAUGCCAGUGAAAAUGUCAAUAAGCUUUUGGUUGGGAAUAAAUGUGACCUGACGACAAAGAAGGUGGUGGAUUACACAACAGCAAAGGUAAAGCCCCUUGUUUUACAACCAAUUCUGUUGUAUCCACACUGCACACGAAUACAUGGCAAUCGAUUCCCAGCACAACAAUAAAAGUUAGUGAACUACAUGCAUCUAAUUUGCUAAGUAUCGCUACAAACCACAGGUGCAGGAAGCUACCCUAAAGCACAGCACCACCUCUCAAUGAAACCACGACAGUGAUUGCUCUUACAGGAUAAAUGAACUGGGCUUACACCAACAGAGAGAAUAUGAAUUCCCCAUCUUGUUCAUCACAGUUUUAUUUUUGACCCAAUAAACUCAUUCCCCCUAACAUGAAUGUCUCAAAGGCCCUUUAAAUUGAUACGAUCAGGUUGAGACACCGGCAAAAACACAGACGAUACAACUUCCGGGUCACGACGAGCGUACAAAUUAAAUAAUAAAAACAAAAUCAGCCAAUGGCCUGUAAUUCAACUUCUGUUUAUUUGAUUUAUGUUAACUGAGGGAAUAUUGGAAAACGAACGAAUUUUCAUUUUUUUGUUUUCAUUUCAAAAAGGGAAAACGAACCGUUUUUCACUGUUUAGUUUUUUGAUUCUUGAUUGAAUAUCAAUUGAACGAAUGAUACACAGAUUCACUGCCCCCUAUCAGCCAGAAGGGGCCAGAACGAGUGGGGUCUGUGACGUCACUUUCCGGCGCCACUUGAGAUUGCAAACUCAGAUUGAAUUAUGAGACACUUUUUGCGGGGCGACCAUGAAAACGAAAAAGCAUUUCUGAGUUUGGUUUUUCUUUUUAAUUUAGUCACAGAAUGGGCUGUCUUGAAGAAGAAAAUGAAAAUGCAUUUUGGAAUAUUGCUUUUUAUUUUUAUUUUUGAGUCAAAUAGUGCAGCCAUGACUUUGAAAUGAAAACGCAUUUCUGCUAAUGCUUUUGAAUUUGAGAUAUGAGUCACAAUCGCUUCCAUACUUAUUCGUGGUUCUCAGAUAAAUAGAAAAACGUCCACACUGCAGAUAUGUUGGCUCUUAUCCAGACAAGCGCAUACUGGUCGCAGUUUCUGCUUGCGUCAUCACAUCAUCUGUUUCGGCCGUGUUGUUUCAGUGAGAAAAGUGCCAAAAACCGUAAAUGCACUUUUAAGCCAUUUUCGGUGGCCGAAUUUUAUGUGCAUGCCUAGAAUAUAGCUAGUAUAGUUAAAAACUAACUGUGGUUAGUUUCUAAAAGUAUUUAUACUCGCUAAGUGUGAGCCCUGGCCCUGUAUAGAUGAAUACAAAGAUGAUAUCCUGGCAGGAAUGGAAGGAAGAAAUACACUAAGAUCUUCCUUAACAGCUCUCAGUCUCUCUCUCUCUCUGUUUUAAGUUUUUUUUACAGGCAAUUAGCCAUCUUCUACCACCCCAUGCCAACAAUGGCAUAUUUUUUGCAAAUUGUAUAAUUUCCCACAGCGCACCUGACGAUCUCUCACGGUACACUAGUGCGAGGUGGUACACAGGUUGAAAAUCACUGCUUUAGAAUAGCCUUCACCUUCCCCUGUGUAGAUCUCUCCACCAGUUACUCCAACUUGAAUCCAACCACAGAGCCAGCUUUUUUCACCAGUUUGUUCAGAUGUCUUGUAUCUUUGUGUUUAAUACUGCUUCCCCAGCAGACUGCAGUGUAGAAACGAACACUGUUGACACCACAAACUGAUGAAACAUCUGUAACGUCUUACUAUAGAUGUCUAUUGAUUGUAGUCUUCUCAGGCAAAAGAGGUGGUUCUGACCCUUUCUGUAGAUGAAGUCUAUGUUCUUAGACCAGUCCAACUUAAUAUAGAUGUACACCUAGACAUUUAUAUGAUUGCACCACUUCGAUGUCCACUCCACAGGUGUUCACUGGCUGAAGAGGGGGUUUGGAUCUGCAGAAGUCUAUGACCAUCUCCUUUGUAGUUUAGGUAUUUAGGAGGAUGCAGUUUUUGUGAUUCCAGUCACUGAAGGCUCUUAUCAGAUCUCUGUAUUCAGCAUUCAUUCUCGUCCAUUUCUGAUACAUUCCACAAUAGCAGUGUCAUCCGAGUAUUUCUGGAUGUGGCAGGACUCAGUGCUGUAUUCAAAGUCUGACGUAUACAAUGUGAACAAGAAUGAUGCCAGGACUGUCUCUUGUGGAGCCCCUGUACUGCUCAAUAAUGUCCCAGAGACACAGUUCCCUAGCCUGACAAACUGUGGCCUUCCUGUCAGGUAAUCUGCAAUCCAGGAAACAGAGGCAGAAUUCACUCCCAUCUCAGUGAGCUUGUCUUGGAGUAUGGUGGGUUGGAUGGUGUUGAAUGCGCUUGAAAAGUCGAAGAACAUGAUCCUCACAUAAACCCCAGGUUCCUCCAAAUGAGACAGGGCACGGUGAAGCAUGUAGAGGACAGCAUCAUCCACUCCAAUGUGUUCUUUGUAUGCAGACUGCAGGGAGUCCAGUUUUUCUUUGACUUCAGGCCUUAUAAGGUGUAGAAUCAGCCACUCCAGGGUUUCCAUGAUGUGUAAUGUGAGGGCCACUGGUCGGUAGUCAUUGAGUUCAGCCAGAUAUUCUGUUUUUGGUACUGGUACAAUGCAGGAUGUUUUCCACAGAGCAGGUACCCGCCCCAGCUGUAGACUCAAGUUGAAGAUCCUGUGGAGAGGUUGACACAGUUCUGCAGCACAGUCUCCAAGCAGCCUUGGAAACACACCAUCUGGACUAGCUGCCUUUUCAGGGCAAAGUCUUCCAAGCUCCAAGCUCACCUCUGUUUCUGUGACAGACAAAGGCUGAUGUUCUAGGAGGGAGGGAGUUGAAGUGGUUGAGACAUUUGAACAAGAUGGUGAAGAAAGGGGAGAAGUUGUAGUGGAGAUUUGUUGCGGAGAAGAAGGUGGAGUAGCAGUGGAAGUGGGUGUGACAGCAAUGUCAAAUCUGUUGAAGAAUGGGUUGAGUUCAUCAGCUCUUUCCACAUCACCCACUACUGGCUGUCUUUUCUUUUUAUUGUCGUGUCCAGAGAUGGUACCAAUUCCUCUCCACACUUUACGGAUGUUGCUGUGUUGUAGAUUCUUCUCUAUCUUCUUUUUGUACUCCAGCUUUGCCACCCUCAGUCUCCUCUUCAUCUCUUGUUGCACUUGUUUGAGUCAUUCUUUGUCACCAUCUUUAAAAGCUUUCUUUUUCUGGUUAAGGAUUGCUUUUAUGUCUCUUGUGAUCCAGGGUUUGUUGUUGGGGAAACAGCGAACAGCCUUAUUGGGUAUAACUGUGUCUCUACAGAAGUUGAUUCAGUAAAGCCGUCAACCUGUUUCCAGUCUGUUGAUUUAACACAGUCCCUUCACUGUCAAGCUUCACUAGCUUGAGGUGUCCAUCCUCUGAUUUGGACUUUAGUCACAGGCUACCUUAGUACACAAAGUGUACUGCAGAUAGACCAAGUUAUAAUCUGACUUGCCCAGUGGUGGUAAGGCUGUGGCUCUGUAGGCUUCUUUGAUGUUGGCAUACAGCAGAUCCAGGGCUUUGUUUUCUCUGGUAGGACAGUUAACAAACUGUGUAAAUCCAGUCAGGUUAUCAUUAGUGCCUCAGGGUGUUGAGUCUGUUGCCUGGCAGCACUAUUAUGCAAAAGAUUGCAUGAAAUUUCUGCAGUUGAUUUGGGUAUUGUAUGACUGAAUUCUCUUGGAACAUAAUAUGGCUGAAGAGCAACUGCCAACAACUUCUCCUUGACAGUUAUGUGUGAAGGGUUACACCAUCUCUGGUUGACAAAUAAAGCCAGACCUCUUUCUUCUUGCCACUAGCUUGAGCAUCUCUGUCAGACCUUACAAGAGUGAAGCCAGGUAGAUCCACACUGGAGUCUGAGUUGUUUUAAUUCAACCAGGUUUCAGUAAAACACAGGAGACUGCACUCACAGUAUGCUUUGUUGGGCAGAGAGUUGAUGUUUUCCAUAAUGACUGAUGGAAGAAAGUGUCUAUAUCUCCACCUCCUAGCAUUCAGCUUUGCCUUCACCUUUGCACCAGCACAGCAACCACCUCCUGAUGUCCUCUGGGAUUUGAUGUUGUUGUCCAGAUUUGCUUUGUCUCAAUAAAUGGAGCUCUUCUUUCGAGUAAAUUCUUCGCCCAGCAGAAGUAUCCAUCAGCAGCCAACAAAAAAAUAAAAGUAUGAAAAAAAUCUAGCAAAAAUUACAGAUAAUACAGAAAGACCACACUUGCAGCAACCUCUCGGUUCAAGUGCAUCAUUUGAACGACUUCCUAUUUGGAUUACAGCAACACCCUUUUCACUGGUCUCUCCCAUAAGUCCACCCAGUAGCUUCUACUGGACCAGAAUGCUACAGUACGUAACAUCACCAGGGGCCUCAUGUAUCAAUACUUGCGUGGAACUCAUACCAGAAACGAGCGCACGCAAGGUCCGUCACGCUGAAAAAAAUCUGUAUGUAUCAAUGUGUGCGGGCGCCGAAAUCCACGUGUGUUUCCUUGAUAAAUCCCAAUCAGCGUGGAAUUGAGCGCAGAUGUCGGAGUGACUGGGCCCGUCCCCGUUACGCCCUCCUAUAAAUAUGCAGAUUUAUUUAAAUAGGGUCUCCCUGUCCUCGCACGCAGACAAAAUGACAAGAAAAACUAAAUUUACGGCGUGCGAGGUGGAGGUUCUGGUGGCGGAGGUGGAGGAGCGACAGUGUGUUUUGUUUGGCAGCCUGUCCAGUGGCGUCAGUGCAAAACGUAAACGCUUGGAGUGGGAGAAAGUUUGCGAGAGGGUGAAUGCGGUGGGUUCCGAGACACGCACCCCCGCGAAGAUUAAAAAAAAGUGGUCGGACCACAAGGUGGAAGUCAAGCGGCGUACAGCUGCCCUCCGGAGGAGUACUGGCCAGACAGGUGGGGGUCCGGGGGAGGAGACCCUCACACCGUUUGAGCAGCGAGUGGUGGCGAUUAUUAUUAUAGGGUAAGUGGCGUGUCACACAAAUGUCCACAUGCUUUGUCAUCCCACUGAGCAAAAGACGUAUAUUAGACGUCUAGUCAGAGUUUAUACUUCAUUUCAACGUCGGGAUUCAGUCUAUUUUUAGACGUGGUUUAUACUUCGCCCUUAACUUCAUUUUUCGAUAACUUUUUAUGCAAUAUAUAACUGUAAUGUGCAUAACUGACCUCUAAAUACUGGAUUACAUUACCUAUGAUACCGUGGAGAGAGAUGUAAACGCAACAGAUACACAGAAGCAGGAAUUGAAAUGAACCAAUAUUUUUAUUGUGUCACAGAAAUCAAUGUGUCGGCCGUGUCGCCGGCUUGCGGAACCCCGGCCCGCGGCAGCCCGUCCGCCGGCUCGGAGUCGUCGGCCAGGACCAGCGGCAUUCGGGCCACCCCGGCCCCCGGCCCCAGCACCAGCACCAGCAUCAGCACCAGCGCGCCGACAAGCGGUGGAGCGUCCACCAGCCGCGGCGCUUCCGCUGGACCACCCGGACGCAGUGGAAGGGUCCUCGCGGAGGGGGUCCUGCAAUCGCAGGAAGAAAUCAUCAGGGGGAUCACGGGGAUCAACGAGCGGCUGGACCGGCUCGUAAAUGUCCUCGAGCGUCUGGAGGAGAAAAUAAAUUAAUUUGGCUCAUUGAACAACUGUGUAUUCACUUCUUACCCAUUCACACUGUGGCGAUGAGAUUCUCCCGCGCGAGAACGGCGGCCCGGCAGGGAUCAGCUUGCAUCCCUCCGUCUGCUGCUGGUUCGUCAUGUGGGGCGACGUGCUGCUCGGCCACGGGGAUGUGGUGCACGCUUGUCACAUAGUGAGUCACCAAACACCGCCACACAGCGUCGCCAAAGUGCGAAUCACAGUCAACGCAAGUUUUCGGCUCAACGCCAAUUUCUACACCACCUCCUGACUUUGCGUUGAUUAGCGCUGGAACCGACGCUCGUUUCGCGAUGAUAAAUCUGGAUGUGUGCGCCGAUUUUGGCGUACGCAAGGUUUUCUUGCGCCGCAAGCGUUGAUACAUGAGGCCCCUGGACACCAUCUAUCAGUCACAUCACAACUGUAUUCCACCAGCUUUACUGGCUUCCAAUAAAAUUCUGCAUCGAAUACAAAAUUCUGCUCCACAAAAUUCUGCAGCCUUGCUCCUCCAUACCUCUCCGAACUUCACUACACUCGGGCGGCACGAGAUAUGGUUUGAGCAUCGUCAUCGCGAUGUACGUGUAAGCGAUACUCACAUUGCAGAGCCUGCGAUGUAGGAGGCAAAUGAACUCAUCUAAUUUCAAGGGUAGCAGACUGACAUGCACUGCAUGUAGACUCUGUGCUGUGCAGCGAUCCACCAAUCACAUUCAUUCUUUACUCAGUUGCCAAUCAGACUACCCUGCCAGCCGUCAAUCGAAAUCAGAAAGGUGGAAAUCAUGCCCCUGCACAUGGAGUGAGUUGCCUGCGCUGCCGGUGUUGUGCCAAGAAACACAUGCCCACAGAGAAUUACUUAGGGAACAUUACUCAUCACUGUUUAGCCCCACAAAUAAUAAUUGUAUAGACCAUAAAUUGUACAUUUCCGUGGACCACUACUAUAAGUGGUGUGCGUUUCCGCGAGGUGGAUGCAAUUAUCGGCAGACGUGUUUCUCGGCACAACACCGGAAACAACAACAAUGAUUGCAAAAUGAGAAACAAACAAGAGGAAACCACAAAAAAAUUAAGACUUGAUUGUUGUUAUUCUGCUACAGACAUAGGCGCAGGGGGGACACAGGUGUCCUGCCGCUCCCUCCCUUCCUUCGAUAUAAUAGUUGCCCCCACAAAAUCCUGCUCUAAACACAAAAUAAAAUUUAUAGUAAUGCUUGUUGGUGGUGCAAAACAAGUCACACUACUUAAAAACACAGUUUGACAAUUUUAGCUAUUGAAAGAUAACAGAUUUAUAAAUUCAUAUAUGUAGCCUGUUAUUACUUUGAGUUAGAUAUUCUGUUCCCAAUAUAUUGAUUCAAUAAGAAAGUAGUUAUAACUUUGACUUCGAUGUUUACUUGAAUGAUACAGUUUUUAAUUAUGAUCUGGCCAUUAAUUUCCACUUCUUAUUGUCAUCCAUUUAAAUCACCACUUUUUACAUUAUUUUCCAAGUCAGAUGCUUUUAUAGGCUGUUGGAUAUUUAAUUCAUAGUGUUGUGGACUUGUAACCAGCCCAAUCAUCCCCUCAUGCCAAAACAUUUCUCAUUUACUUCAAGGAAAAUUAAAACUAGGCUAAUCAUGCGUAUUAUCUGUCGUUUGGGGCAUGGUUCUUCCCUAAAUCCGAGUGAGUGAGUGAGUGAGUGAGUGAGUGAGUGAGUGAGUGAGUGAGCGAGCGUGCGUGUGUGAGUGAGUGUAUAUGAGUGUGUGUGUGUGUGUGUGUGUGUGUGUGUGUGUGUUUGCGCACUUGCACCUGCAGCCAGGUCAGUUGAAAUGGCAGUGAAAAGAAAAAUUGAGUCACAUAUGGUGUUAUUGACACCUACCACCCUACCAUCCUAUACCACUCAUGGAAUUGCUGGUUAAGCAUAAACAAACCUGUAGACGGGAAUAAUAUGCACUAAUAAGAAACAAUCACAAAAUUACAGUUGUUGUUUAUUAUAAUAAUGUAAGACAUUUAAGAAAGUAUCAGACAACACAGCCAAAAAAUAUAGCAUUUAUUUUUAUGUCUCCCCCAGGAAAUUACUCUCUGAAAUUUUACUGUUUUUUGUCCCCCUGUAAAAAAGGAUUUUCACCCCUGGCUGCAGAGUCAGGAUUUUAAACUUUUUUGAUGCGUUGAUGUGUGGUUUAAUUGUCAUUUUUAUUGUUCUGUAAGGUGUUCUGGAGUGUCCUGAAAGGCAUCUAUAAAUAAAAUGUUAAAUUGUAUUCUUAUGCAAUAUCAGGAGGCUAUGGAAAGACCUUUCUCUCUUUCUGACACUCGCAGCAAGUAAUCAGACAUGGUGAUAGCAAUGAGAGUUCAUCCAAAUCAUAUACCAAGGAUGAUGGGUAAAGACAGAAAAAAAUAUAAAAAUGGUCAGCAGGUAGUUACUUGAUCAGCCCACCCAGGUAUCAUCUAUGAGAGGGGAACAAUAGUACACUGUGUGCACAAUUAUUAGGCAAGUUGUAUUUUUGAGGAUAAAUGUUAUUUUUGAACAACUACAGUGCUCUCGGUCAAUCCAAAAUGUUAAUAAACCUCAAACCUUAAUAUUUAAGGGAGUAAAAGUGAGAUUUUGACUUCCUUAGGCGAAUAUCUAUGUGUGCACAAUUAUUGGGGGCAGCUAUUAGUGUGCAGAAUUAUUAUGCAACUAAAUUAAAAUUGAAAAAUUUUCCAUCUCACUUGUUUAUUUUCACUUGUUAAAGUGAGAAUGAUAAACAAACAACUCAAUUUACAAAUAAAAAUUGUUGAAAUGUAAAAAAAAAAAAAUCAGUGACCAAUAUAGCCACCCUUCUUUUCAUUAACAGUCAUAAGCUUUCCAUUCAUGGAGUCUUUCAGUUUCUUGAUCUGUUGACGAUCAACUUUUUGUGUUGCAGUAACCAAAGCCUUCUAGACACUGUUCCAGACACUGUUCAGAGAGGUGUACUGUCUUCCUUCACUGUAAAUUUCCCAUUUAAGAGGGGCUCACAAGUUCUCAACAGGGUUUAGGUCAGGUGAAGAAGGAGGCCAUGUCAUUAUUCUUUAGUUUUUAAGGCCUUUACUGGCGAGCCACACAGUGGAGUACUUUGUUGCAUGCAAUGGAGCAUUGUCCUGCAUAAAAAUCAUGGUUUUCUUGAAAGAUGCAGACUUUUGCCUGUACCACUGCUUGAAGAAAGUGUCUUCUCAAAACUGGCAUUGGAUUUGGGAGUUGAUUUUAAGUCCAUCUUUAACCCAAAAGGUCCAGCUAGCUCAUCUUUAAUAAUACCAGCCCAUACCAGUACCCCGCCUCCACCUUGCUGGCGUCUGAGUCAAAGUGGAGCUCUGUGCCCAUUACUGAUCCAGCCACGGGCCCAUCCAUCUGGUCCGUCAAGAGUCACUCUCAUCCCAUCAGUCCAUAAAACCUUUGAAAAAUCUCUCUUCAGAUAUUUCUUGGCCCAGUCUUGACGUUUCAACUUGUGUCUUGUUCAGUGGUGGUCAGAUUUCAGCCUUCCUUACUUUGGCCAUGUCUCUGAGCACUGAUCAUCUUGUACCUCUGGGCACUCCAGGUAGGUUGCAGUUCUGGAAUAUGGCAGCACCGGAGGAUAAGCGAUUCCUGGUAGCUUUACGUUUGAGUCUUCUCAAAUCUUUGGCAGUUAAUUUGCGUCUUUUUUUCUUAACACGUUUCUUGCGACCCUGUUGACUAUUUGCAUCAAAAUGUUUGCUGAUUCUGUGAUCACGCCCAAAUAUCUAAGCAAUUUCAAGAGUGCUGCAUCCCUCUGAAAGACUUUUUACAUUUUUUGACUUUUCAGAGUCACUUAAAUCUCUUUUUUGGCCCAUUUUACCUCAGGAAAAGAAGCUGCCUAAUAAUUAUGCACACCUUGAUAUAGGGUUUUUAUCUCCUUAGGCCCCAGCCUCCCUCAUUACACUAAUACACAUUACCUGAUAUGCUUAUAUCCAAUAAGCAUUCAAGUUUAUACAGCUUGGAGUUGGAAAAUAUGCAUAAAAAUGAUAUGAUCAAAAUACUCACUUGCCUAAUAAUUGUGCACACAGUGUAUAUGCUUAGCCAAGGGCCACAGUCUUGUCUCUUUGGUACCAAACAAGUCUUUUUUACCGUCUAUUUGUCUUUGUUCUGAUAUAAUAGAAAACGGAAUGAAGUUGUAAAACAGAUGUCUAUAAUCUGUCCUUUGUCUGUCCCUGUUGUUUUUAGGAGUUUGCAGACUCUCUGGGCAUUCCCUUUUUGGAAACCAGUGCCAAAAACGCUACAAAUGUAGAACAGGCCUUCAUGACCAUGGCUGCUGAAAUCAAGAAGAGGAUGGGCCCCGGGGCCACAGCUGGAGGAGGAGAGAAGGGAAACAUGAAGCUGACCCCUGGAACUACUGUCAAGCCGUCAUCAGGGGGGUGCUGCUGAGAGAGAUAACAACUUAACCCCCCCCCCCCCCAACCCUGCCCUGCCCCACCCCAAACUCUGCCAGCCUAUCUGCCUGGCUUCUAUCCCCUACAAACUCCACUGUGUCCAGGCAAAGCCCCACCACAAUCAAACAGGACAGGGCUAUAGACAUGAUUCACAACAUGUCUAUAUGACAACAAGAUAAAGUUGCCUGUAUUUGUACUGUACAAAAUAUGGCCACACUACCAAAAACAAAUAAAGCAUCCUUCUUGUCAUACUGUCCUGUUAUUGAUGACAAAUUCUUUGCACAGGCCAUCAUCGCAAGCUCUGACACCCUAUCACCCCAAUCUCAGACCUAUCAGAGGCAACUCUUUGAUUUAGCCCUCUGAAAGCAGGUCAAUGAGAACUCUGUGUGGGUGGGCGUGUGUGGGUGUAUGUGUGUGAGUGUGUGUUUCUCUGCAUUCCUACCGUGGGAUAAGUAAAUAAAUCCGUUUUAUUGAGGUUUCUGUUUGUACGGCCUUUUCUGUUUCUCUUUUCCAUCAGUGAUUAUUUUGCUGUGUCAGCAUGUGUUUUUCCAUCCGCCCCAUUUGAAGGUGUUUUUUAAAUUUCCUCUUCAACCUGUUCACAGCUGUGUCUGAGUACAUCAGAAGUCAAGUGCAACUGUAUAUGUACAUAGACAUUAUGUAUAUUUUAUGUCACAUCUGAUUUGCCAGUUCUUUAGUGUUCAGUACAUCAUCAGGAUUGUCUUGACUCUUAAUCUUUGCAUUGAAAUUGUGGCUGAAGACAACUGUAAGUUUGUUGCUCAACAUGUAACACCUCAAACUGAAAUAAAUAUUGUACUACCAGACUGUAUGAAAUGGGAGGACCUGUCUGCCAUUCUUGGUGAGAUGUGUAGAAAACCUGCUGUAUUAUUAAUUUUACAUUCAUUUGGCAUGUAUACUGCCAGUUAAAUAAGGUCUCUUUGCAAAUUGUUGUGUAAUCUCAGUGCAGAACUGCAUAUACAAAAAAAUGUUCUCUUGUUUUCAUAAUAAAGGCAACUGUAUUAAGUUUGAAAGAAACUCACACACUAGUGUUUGCUGUUUGGAUACUGCUGGAACAGUGCUCUAUUGUCCAGCCCAAUGAAUAAUAGGGCACCAAACAAUGGCCAUAAAUUUAUGCAUGUGAUUACAUCAGUGAGUGAACAGUAGUCCAAAAUGAUGAGAAUAUGGCCCAGUUUUUACUGUGCAGACUUAACACAAAACAGAAAAAAAGCUCAAAUCACUGAAGUGCUUAUCAGUGAGAGAGAGAGAGAGAGAGAGGAAGCCCACUAACUGAGCCAGUGUUUUUCUGAAACAUGACAUGUUAAUGGUGCAUGGACCCAUCACGAAAGAAAAAUACACUAACCCAGAUCUGAGCUGACUUCCCAGAAACGCAGAACUAGUGCUGGACGAUAAUUCGAUAACAAUAUAUAUCGAUCGAUAGACGUGUGGUGCGAUAGAAAAAAAACGGGUCGAUAAAAAGUUCGAUAGAAAAACACAGUUUCCCUUUCUUUUUCAUCAUAGCCUAUCAUGUAGCUUUUACUACAGUCAUUACUUCCUCCCAACCAAUCACAAACGCAGACCCAGGUACGCUACGGCAGCCCAGCCCCUCUCAAACCACAACAGACAGCACGUGUAUUAGAAAUAAUGUUACAGCAAGGAGAAGCGGAGGAAAUUGUCCCGAAAAAAGGUUUCAGUAGUUCACCAGCAUGGCAAUGUUUUGGUUUUUACAAGUCUGACAAAAAGCGAACAGCGGUCGUUUGCAAAAUUUGCAGAGAAUUAGUAAAAACCAAGUCUGGUAACACAACCAACUUGUUCUACCAUCUAAACCGAUCGCACCCGCAGGAGUACGAGCUGUGUCGGCCGCGUCGCGACUCCACGUCGUCGUCGGAGGAAUCCUCUGGAACCGCUGCCAGCACAAAGCAAGUGAAGCAGACCAAACUGGACUUUGUUUCUUGCCAAAAUACGACAAAGCGUCCAAGCGGCAUAAGGACAUCACCCAUGCAGUGACAUGCUCCAUAGCGAGGGACAUACUGCCAAUAACUACCGUUGAAAAGCCUGGCUUCGACCAGCUUCUAGCCACUCUUGACCCACGAUAUGAAGUGCCCGGCCGCAAGUAUUUCUCAAACACAGCGCUUCAGGCAUGAAAACGGGUCAGGGGUUGAAAAGCUGAGAAGGGUGCGGAGGAAAUACGUUCCGGUGUUGUGCUGUAGAAUGCACCCCUGCAUCCUGUCCACUCAUUAGCUUCUUAAAGUGGAAGAAAAUGAGCUCAUAUUUUAUAAAGACGCAAGUAUUUGGAUCAUGGCUACUAGCAGGGGGUGGAUUCUACGACACAACACCGGCGUGGAUAAGUCCUGCUUCUCGUGCUCAGUUUGCGUAUUAAGUCAAUCACAUGAUAAUUAAAAAAAAUAAAUCUCCCGACCCUGGGAGAAAUAUUUCAGUGUUCAGACACCAGGCUGUGGGCAGUUUCUCACACAGUUAAAACUGGUAGUAUGCUAUUCCCACCUAAAGCUAUUCUGUUUAUUUAUAUAUUUGUUUGUUUUGUUUAUUUUCAUCAAAAGACUAUUUAAAUAUUUAUUUAUCAGAUUUUCUGGUCACUUUAGUCUUUAUGUUUGUCAGUAUUUACUGACGUCACUCAG